CUCUCUUUCUUUUUUCCUCUGCUCAUUUACUAAGCAUGGACUUUUUUUUUUUUUUGCAAUUAUACAGCUGCUGUGUGAACCUGGUCACGCAUGCGUGGGGCACUAUCUAAAAAUGAACAUCCAAUUCAAUGCCAUGUAAUGGGGAGGAAUGAUGUGUGCCGGUGUUAUUAUCCCUCCGCCUGGACUGGUGCUGAGAGGAGAGCACAUCUAGGAGAGCAGCAUGAAGCGGCUGUUGCACAGGGAGUGGGCUGCUGCAGCUGUCCUGUCUCUCUGAUCCUGAUCCUGAUCUUCCUGGAAAAGAUGGGUCUGUAGGAGCUCAGAGCCCCCAGGUCAGUGCCUCCUCUCUGGCUAUAAAACAGCUGUAUGUGUUACCUCCCGUCCAUGUUCAUGGGAGAUCCAGGGCUGAUUAUAGAUUUUAACGCCCCCUCCUUAACCCUUUCCUGUAGAUAUCGAUGCACUAGUGAGUGUCUGAAUAGCAAUUUAAGGGUUAACGUUCUAAACCUGGAACCCUCAGCAAGACUGUUCCAUUGGUUUCCAUGGUGACUGCUCCCCAUUUAGCACUUUGACCCACACUUGCUUUCGAUACUUAUGGCCCUUUGCUGGCCCUCCAUGCCAAUUCAUUGCUAAAUCACUGUAUUCUGCAAUGAUGCACGUCUUAUUUACUGUAAAUCUUAGAUGUGCUUGUUUAUAAUUUGUAUAAACUAGGAAUUUAUAUAUAUAUAUAUAUAUAUAUAUAUAUAUAUAUAUAUAUAUAUUUUUUUUUUUUUUUGUGUUUUUAUCUUAUUUAAUAAUACUGUGCAUGGUCAUAUUACAGCAAUGUACUGUACUCUGAUUUCACCCCUGAGCUCCACAGUGGGUGGGCUUGUUGCUAAUUUUAGUUGUCUCUAAUCCAUUACCAUACAGUAGCUUGGCAGUGCCAUACCUAUUGCUUUUGGAUUGGGAUAUAAUGCAUCCACAUUGAUCACAUAUGAUUAAUGCUCACAGUUUGCAGUGCCUUCUCUAGAAUUUGUUCACUAAACAGCAAAUUGGGAUAAAAAUGAAUUGGAGAAUGUUGACUUGAAUUUAAUAAUUUCAGUUAACUGUUUAGUUAUGAGUUAUGCAGCUGUGAUUUCUUGGACCACUGGUGUGAAGUGGGCAUCUCCUGCAAAUAGGAUGCUACAGGUCCAUUUCUAUACACCCACACAGUGUGGGUGCAGUGACUUGGCUUCAGUCUUCAGGCUUUGCUGCAUAUUUUGGUACAGCUGGUUACAUCUUGUGAAGUCUUGUGUUCACCCACAUCAUCUAGGUUGUGCAGAACUGCAAGGCGAGAGAAUUGGAGAUUGGCACUAUCAGAUGGGUAAAACCGUGGGAGACAGAUUUUCUUGACAGACUAGGCCAUUGAUGGUGCAGGCAGGGGGAAAUCAAUUAAUGAAAGGUCAGGAGAUAAAAUGUUUGUAGGUAUAAAGGGUAUAUUUUUGGCUCUGUACAUGUCAUAACAUGCAUAGCACAGAGUGAGGGUAGCUUGGCUAGAUAUAAAAAAAAUAAAAUAAAAAUAAGCAAAUACAUGGCAGAGGUGCCUUAGAAAGGGCAUUAAGCAGAAAAGAAUGAAACCUGUAAAAUAUAAUGAUAUUCAGUAGAAAAUUAUUUAGCACUAUUUGUUAUAAUUUACAUGGAUUGUGUAUAAAAAUACCUUACAUCAGCCAUUUCCAAUGUGUAAGGUUUUGCUUGGAUAUUGGCCUUCCUCUAUCGUGUUAGAAAUUGUGUGUGUCUUAAAGUAUGUGUGAAAUAGAGGGGGAUAUAAAUAUGUGUGUGAUUAUAUAUAUAUAUAUAUAUAUAUAUAUAUAUAUAUAUAUAUAUAUAUAUAUAUAUAUAUAUAUAUAUUUUUUUUUUUUUUUUUUACACCCUUGACUGCCAAAGUAAAAUCAUCAUACAUGUCCCACACAAAACUCAAUCAGUUAAUAACCGCUACACUUGAUAGACUAUUUUACAUACCUCCAUUGGCAUGUAACCUACAUGGAGAAAUGGCACGUUUGUUUACAUUAAACAUUAUGCGAUCUUGGGAAACCUGUAAACUGCAUUAGUGGGCUUUGACUGUACCGUCUUGAUACCUGUUUAUGUGGGAAUGUUAUUGUUGAGUUAUCCCUAAGUUCCAUUGGGUCUAGUUACAACUGAGUAUUCUGCCAACGGACAUGUUAAAUGUCUGUAAAUAUUACGAUCAUGUGAAUUUAUAGGGAAUUCCAACCAUCCUAGGAUGCAUUUGUGUCUCUAGGAGACAUAAUUGUCCUACAUUUAACUGGUCAAAAUACAUUUCAUCUGUAUCCAUUUUAACUGUCUUGGAAAAUCCGUUAUUCUUUGUUGUACAAUUGCACUAAUUAUUUUUAUGAAGCAUAGCCAUUAAUAAUAUGUUUUCAGAAGAUAUUUCUAUUUCGUUGUACUCUUUGUCCUUAAAGCUGGAUGCAACAGGGUUGUUCACUAAAGUGAGAAUUAAAAGUGUUCUGCUGCCAGUUCUGCUACUUGGGCCCAUAAUUUUGAAAUUUUCUUUGAAUUCUUACCAUAGUAAAUAACCCUGCAUGUACUGGAUAGAUCACUAAAAUCUGUAUUAUUAAGAGCAUUUAGUACUGCGAUAUACUAACAUUUGCCAUUAAGAGAAAUUUAUAUUUUUGUUAAUGUUUGAGUCUACUUACAGACUGAACAAUGUAAAUAUAUUCUUCAUAAUUAACAUAUUACCAAAAUGCAGGGGAUAAACAUUGUGGGUCUUUUAAAUGCAAGCAUCUGGAUGUAACUCUUUAGUGGCUCAUGAAAAUAUUUCAUAAAUAUUCUGUAAGUCUGCUAUGCUGCCAGUUCGGCUACUUUGGACCAAAAUUUUCAAUUUACUUUGAAUUCUUUUUUUUUAGUAAAACAAACCCUGAAUGUACUGGAUAGAUCACUAAAACCACUAGUAAUUGGAGCAUUGACUAUUGUGAUAUACUAACUUUGUCAUUAAAGGAACACUAUAGGGCCAUAGAUACAAAGCUUUAUUCCUGACCCUAUAGUGUUAAAACACUACUUAGGUGUCCGGCUCCCCUUACCCCCUUAAAAAAAAAAAAAAAAAAGCUUUAAACUUACCAUUUACAAGUGCUGAGUGAGUCCGCCCACUCUCAGCCAAUUCAAUGAUUUCCCAUAGGAGAGCAUUUGGAGGCUAAUAUGCAUGCUCGGCAAAACGCAGCACUGCGCCAAUCAGCAUCUCCUCAAAGAGCAGGGAGAUGCUGAAUUUCAGUUUUGCACAUUGUGCAGCACUGGCCAAGGAAGCACCUCUAGUGGCCAUGUGAUCUACCUACAGAUAGAUGUUGGAAAAUCUACCUUGGGCACAUAGAGUCCAUGAAUCAGGUUGCCACAAAUAUCCUUGACAUGCAAAUGAGCACAGAUAGACAAUGCGUUUCAGACUUCACCCUGCAUUUCCGCAGGUACCCUUAGUAGCGGGACGCUGUUUUAGACAGCCUUUUUUUAACCAGAGCAUUGGGUUGUGAUCCAAAAGGACCAGUGCCAAGAAACCAGCCAUGGAAUGUACAUUUACAACCUUUGUGGUAUUUAAAAUUACUCUUACCACUUCUACAUUGCUCCUGGAGGCAAAGCCCAACUUUAGCUCCUCCCCCGCCGUACAUUUUUACACAUACUAUACAGCAAUAAAAAACAAUUUUUUUACGGCAUCUCGUUGUGCAGAUUUGAGAAUGUCUGUGUGUCUGAAAAAUUUCACAAUUUUGGGGAAUUUUCACAGACCACCAUUUAGAACCCUUAGAGAGUACUGGUGAUGUUAGCUCCUGGCAGUUAAAACAUGGCAACAAAGAGGAAAGAAUUUCAGGUGGGUAUAUGACAUUCCUCCUUCUCCCAUCAGGUGCCACAGUAUAAGCAAAUAUGUUACUUCAGGGUUUCUAAUUAAAGAGACACCCAGACCACCUCAGCUCAUUUAAGUGGUCAGGGUGCAAACUCCCAUCACCCUUAAGCCUGAGCAUGUACUUAUUGCAGUUUUUAUAAACUGAAAUAAUUACCUGCUAUGGUUAACUUCUUGUCUAGUUGCUGUCUACCAGACAGCCACUAGAGGGACUUCCGGGUGGAUAGGCGACUUUUGGUCGCCUAGUCGACGCUGGACGUCACUGGGAUCGAAUAAUGCUUUCUUAUGGGGAAAUUCCAAUGAGAGUGCAGCCAUUGCUGCGCAUGCGCGUCACGGCAGCCGGCGGGGGAGGGGCGUAGGUGGAGCUGAGCCAAUGCAGAGGGAUAUUGGCGCCUGACCAAGGUAAGUGCCAAGGCACCACGGGUGGGGCCUUGACAGAAGGGGAAGCUAUAGUGCCAGGAAAACGACUUUGUUUUCCUGGCACUAUAGUUUCCCUUUAAGGAAAAGGUGCUUUGCCUUUUGUUACAUAUUUGAUUCUGUGGCUUUUUAGACUGUUAUUAACCCCUUUAUCAUAGUUGAAUUGCUAUCUGUCAAAGUAAAGGAUUACUCCAGGUCUUUUUAUUGAAUACUUUUAUUUUAAUUUGGUAUGUUUUUUAUUGGUAAUUAGAUCUGUCCCCCGUUAUGAAGUUAAAAAUAUAAACUUACCUGAAAUCCAGCACCGGGCUCAGCUCCUCGCAAUGGUUGCCAAACCCCUUCUGCUUUCACUGUCUCCCCUGUGAGGUCAUAGAGAAACAUUUGAUUGGGCUGUUUUACAGACUCGAAGAGCAUGCACUUCAAUAUGUAACUAUUGCAUUAGCUCCGAUCUGAGCCAGUCAUGGAAGGGAGUGUGGGUAGACAGAUGAUGACAACAGGGAGCGCUGACAACAGACUACAUUUUUGCACAGAAUUGACAUUAGGCAGCCCAGAACAGAGUUCCUGGUUGCCUGAUUCAGGAGUGGGAGUUGCGACUAUCCGCCGGCACAAACUUUCAAAUACCCCCGACUGUAACUCUCUACAUACAGAGUAACCCUUUAUAGGAAGCCAUUCACCACCCUGCACUAGUUGAGCGUAUAUGAUUAACCGGAGCAAUGCACAAAAAUGCAUAAUGAUAACACCCAUAUGACUGGAAUGCUAUUAGUCUCCCCUAUGACCUGCAUUUUUUGUGAAAUAUUUUCAAUAAAGUUAACUCUUUUUUUACCACAUUUAUGAAUGUCUCACCUAUACUGAAUUUAAAUGAUUUGUAUAGUCCAGUAAUAAUUUCAGACACAUCAGCUUUAUUUAUCACUUCUCUGGUUUCAUUCUGUAGAAAAUACAUUACAGAAAAGGUACAUUUUAUACAACAAAUUUCUAGGCUCUGCUCCUUGUGCAGUAUCUUUCGCAUCAAAUAUUUUCUCUCUGCUCUUGCAGUUUUCUAUGAGAGAGCUUUAGUUUUCCCCGAUAUUUCUAUAGGUAAAUCAAUAAUAAAGCAUGUGGAUAGACAUACUAAGGGCAUCAAAAUACUGACUGACAUUUAAUCUAAUUGUAGACGUUUACUAAGUGCACAAAUAUAUAUUCACAUUUUAGAAUUGUUUUAGCAUGUGUGAUUACCAUGCGUUAAAAACACACUGUAAUGGGUUCUUGAAACCUGUAAUUUUGUGCAAGUGGUAUUUACCAUGUGUAAUUGUAUUGACUUUUAAUCAAAUUUACACGAUUACUAUUGUUAUACUGCUUUUGGACAGUUAAAGGGAAACUUUUAAGCACCAAAUCCCUACAUCCUUAACGUAGUGGUUUUGGUGCAAAUAUCCUGUCCAUGUAUCUUCUCCAUAACUCCCAACAUUUAUACUACGCAAAUACAGAUUGUGCCACAAAGGGGUCUUGCCAACUAGCAAUAUCCAUGAUGGGUGCUACUGAAACACUUCCUGCAGGGUUCAAGUGCCUCAAUGAUGCCCUCAUGCUUUGCUGCUCUGGGACAGUUCCCCAAAUGAGGAAUGCCAGGGAACUAUGGCAGGACAGAACCCUGAAAUCAGGACUGUCCUGCUGAAAGGCCCACUUCUCCUUUUGUAAACAUUGCAUUUUCUGUGAAGUUUUCGUUGCUCGUGAAUAACACCUCCAGAGGUUGUCACUUAGACAGCCACUAGAGGAGCAAUCCUUUUAGUUCUUGGCAUACUUACCCAGCAUAAAGAUGCUGAAUGCUCCUCAUGAUAGAUGCAUUAUGAGGAGAUGCUGAUUGGUGCAGCUUAGUGAUUGCUGCACAUGCACAGCAGGGCCAUAACUUCUUCUCUAUGGAGGGUCUUUGGACUGGCCCACAGAUCAUCCUCGUGAUGAUCUAAAAAAAAAGUAGGAGCAACAGCCGCAGUGAGGCCUAAACUGUGAGUAAAACAUAUAAAUUUUUACUUUUACCGAGGAGGUGGGUGCCACUAAAUCUAAAUCAGGAACAAACUUUAAUGCGAGAAAUUCACCUUAAACUCCCUUUAAGUUGAAAAUAAAGGAAAUUCGAAAUAAUUAGUAAUUUUCUUUUCACAUACCAUUCAUUGUUACUUUUUCAGUUGUGGUUGAUUAGUACGUGACCCUCAUGACUGCUAAAUAGGGAAACUGGAAACUAAAUGGAUUAGCUAACUUUUACAUUUGCUUUUACUCAUAAUAUGUAUUUCUGUAAAUAAACAGUGCAUUUUUUACAUGGCUCACUUUAAAUGGCUGCAAUUAUCUUCAUAAUGGUUUAUUUGUGUUAAAAUAAUUUGUAUUACUGAGAUGUUAGAAUAGAACCCUUAUCUGAAUCUUCACAAGUAGACCUGUACAUUUUGGUUUUGGCUGAAUCAUGAUUCAUCCGAAUUUUGGGUGAUUGGCAAUACAUCUGAAAUUGAGAAGCACAAAUCAGUCAGUGGAUGUAUCACAAAACAAAUGGAACGGCCAAUGGAAAAUUUACAAAUCUCAAUUGUUACUAGCAGCCAGUGGGCAAAUAGUAAAAAAACAACAACAAGCAAACCAAAAAAAAAACAACCUUGCCAGUGGAAGGGUUAAUCAUGUGAUAGCUGGCCAUUACUUACUAGUCCGUUUCCACAUUAAAAAGUUAAUAAAUAAAAGUAAAACUAAAAACACAGCCUAUGGAGGUCAGUAGGCCAUCCACAUUACUACCCCCUCCCCGAAACCUGCCAUGACAUUUAGGUACAACAAUAUAUAUUUUUUUAAAUCUUUUUAUUGUUUUCAACAAAGGUAAGAAUUAAAGGAGGUAGAGAAGAGAAAUGGGAUGCACACAAGUAUAACAGUGAGGAUCGGUAAUCUUCUGUCACAGUAGUAUACCCCAACACGCAAGAAUAGUCCAACGAGAGACAAGCUAACAAGAUACGUCUUACUGGGCCUUAGAAUGGCCGGACUCGACGUGGACAGGAAAAGAGAGUCAAGAACAAGCCGAGGUCAAGGGAACAGAGAGACAGCGUAAACAAGAACUAUCCAAGGACUGGUACACAGCAGUUAAGAAACCGGCGAACAAGAGAAAAACUGAGUCAGGUACAAAGCCAAGGUCAAGCAUGAAAAAACCACUACUUCAUGAAUCAAGCACUAAAGGGAACUGAAUCAGAAACCACGAUAGGGCAGGGAGCUAAGGGAAAGGUGAGUAUAAAUACCUAUUAGUUUAAUUUGAUUGGCCCCUGUCAUAUCCACGCCCCCAAAACGUGAGUGUAUGGGGCAUGUGGAAUGACAAGGGCUAAUGGGAGACCUUUUUUUAUUUUUGGCUCCCACUGUCCCGUUAAAAGCGCGCCGGAUACGUGCGGCGCGCUCCCAGUGCCAGGCGAGUCUCGUGGCUGCUUCUCGCGGUCAGUGCACGUCUUCCUGAUCUCCCCAUCGGACAAGCCGCGUGCCGCAGGACCAUGUGCGGCGGGGAAAGAGGACCUCGUCCGGCCCCUGGAGAGGGUAAGUACCGCUGCACAUUCCAUACGACGGUUAAACUUUACAUUGCAUUCCGUAUUACCGUGUCGUGGUACCAGUGUUGCGCUUGUGGUAUAUGGUUCUGGGUAGGUGUGCCGGAAUAGUUAGGUAUUAGGGAAAGGUGGGGGGUGGGGUGUCCUGCUACAUUCCGAAUCACUUAGAGUUCAGCGGGGUCAUUAAGUCAUGUCUCGUGGCUAUGUACCGUAUUCUUAGGUUCCCUACAGGUGGGUGACCUAGGGUGAUAUUCCCUAUGUGGGGGUUUUCCAGAAUUUGAGCCAUGGGUCCCAGGUUUUGAGAUAUCUGUCCCUCUUCCCCAGAGUUGACCAAUGUAUCUCUUCCAGUUCCCUUAUCCUUUCCACCCAUUGUUCCCUAGAUGGUAUGUUGAUUUGUCGCCAGAACAUUGGGAUCAGGGCAUUGGCUUCCCCUACGAGUAUGUUCAGGAGUUGCUGUUUGGAUGUUUCUUGGAAUGAUCGGGGCCAUCCCAAUAGCACCUGGGAAGGGGAUAGCUGUGAUUUCAGAAGCAUUAUGUUUGCAAUGUCUGCUAAUUUUGUGUCCAGUAUGUUCCUACAUCCCCACCAGAUGUGCUUCACCGCAUCUCCAGCAUGUGUCGCUGACUGUGGGCCAGUAAGAGUGAAGCUGUUCUGGUGUUCUAUACCAUCUAGUGGCCCUCUUGUAGAAGGUCUCUUUGCGAGCUAUGCUCAUCUGGGUUUUAAUCUCUGAGAUCAUAAUGUGUGACCAUUCCUCGUUGGUCAUGUGAAUGCGGAGUCCUCUCAUCCAUUUGCGUUGCAAUGGAGGUCUGGGUUUAUCUCCCGUUUCCGGGAGAAUGCGGUAUAUGGCCGACAAGGGUCGUCUGGUUUUGUUUCCCUUUGUUCCACAGCAGUUCAAAUGGUGUUUUGUCUCUUGUGCGCCAGACCGGGAAAACCGAAUGGGUCAGAAAGUUGGUCAGUUGUGCCCUACUCAUAAUGUCUAGGAGCGUCUCCUGUCUAUUAAUUUUGGGGAAGGCUUUUAAUUUGGGUGGGAUGUCCUCCGUUGUGAUUUCCGCAAUGGUAGGAUUGGGGGUUCCAAACAUUUGGGCCAGUAUGGUGUUACCUUGUCUAUUUUGGAAGUCUGCGUUAUCUGCUAUUGGGAAGUACGGAGAUAGUCCUGAGGACAAUCCCCACUCCUCCCUGUGCCUUCUCCAGAUUUGAAGUAUGUUGUGUAUGAAUGGGUGGUGUGUGGGGGAUAGUUUUUUAAGUUGGCAUGUCUGCCAGGGUAGUGUGUGGAGGGGCACUGUUGCGAAGUUCUGUUCCAGCUCAUACCAGAACUUUUUCUUAACCGAAUCUGUCCAUUCCUUGAUGCAUGUAAGUAGAACCGUGACAUAGUACUUGUAUAAGCGGGGGAGUCCCAGCCCCCCCCAUCCCAGGUGUGGAUGUUAAAGUGGAAUAAGCUAAUCUCGCAGGUUUGUGUCCCCAUGUGUAGUUCAUAAGUAUGGAUCUCAUGCUUUCGAAGAAUUCUCCCGGGAGAGGGACAGAUAGGGCUUGAAAUAAGUACAGCACCUUUGGUAGGACCAUCAUCUUUAUUAUAUUAACUUGGCCCAUAAGGGAGAAAUGGGGUAGGUCCCAUUUUUUGAGAUCCUGACUAAUGUUGUCUGCGAGGAGUGGGUAGUUCUGUGUGUAUAAGCCUUUGGGUGUGGAGGUUAGGCGAAUCCCUAGGUAUGUUAGCCCUGUUUUUGUCCAAGUGCAUUCGUGGAGCUGUCGGAUGCGGGUCUGUAAUGUGGGGGGAAUGGAGAUCCCAGGAUCUUGCAUUUUUCAGUGUUAAUUUUGAAGUUUGAUAAGGCCCCAAAUGUCUCUCUAUUUCUGCCUGUACGUGAGGGAGUGUGUGGAGUGGGUCUGUGAUGGUGAAGAGAACGUCGUUCCGCGAAUGCGGAGACUCUCACCUCACUCCAAGGGUGUUGAUAGCCUCUGAUUUUAGGAUUGCUUCGGACAGCUGUCAGAAAUGGCUCUUCUGCCAGGACAAAUAAGAGGGGUGAUAAUGGGCAACCUUGCCGAGUUCCAUUGCUUAUUUGAAAGGGGGCAGAUAAGUGGCCGUUUACUCGAACGGUGGCUGUAGGUCCCCUAUACAGUGUGUGUAUCCAAUUCCUGAGUUUCGGGACGUUUCCUAGACCUUCUAACACUCUAAAUAGAUUGGUCCAAUCCACCCUAUUGAAGGCUUUUUCUGCAUCUAUGCCCAGCAGUAAUGUCUGUGUUUUAGUUGUGUUCGCUCUAUGUAUGAUAUUUAUUAUUCUCGUAGUAUUGUCCCUGGCCUCGCGGCCAGGCACAAAGCCUGCCUGGUCAGGCUGGAUCAGAUCUGGCAAUAGGGGUUUAAUGUGAUUGGCGAUUAGUUUGGCUAUUAAUUUUAGGUCUAGAUUGAUAAGGGAUAUGGGCCUAUAGCUGCCACACGCCUCAGGGUCCUUCCCCGAUUUGGAAAUAAUGGUAAUUGAUGCUCGCAGCAUUGGGGGAGGUAAGGGGGAGUCCUGUCCCAACCCGUUUACCAUACUAAGGAAGUGUGGUUCCAAUUCCCCUGCUGGUGUCUGAUAGUACCUUGCUGUUAGUCCGUCUGGGCCAGGGAUUUUGCCUUUUGGCAUUGUUUUAAUAGCUAAGGUGAGCUCCCCAGGGGAGACUGGCUCAUCCAUUGCAUGUGCGGAUUCGUCCGUGAUCUUGGAGGGGAGGUUGGCAGUCAGGUAUUCUUGUAUGUUGAGGGGGGUUCCCUCAGGGGGUGGGAGAUUAUAGAGAGUAUGGUAGAAUUCUCGGAACGCUUCGGCUAUAUCAUUAGUGGUAUUACAGUGUUUCCCCUUUCUGUCUUUUAUUCUGGCUAUAAAGGAUUUUUGAAGUUUGGCUUUCAGUGCACGUGCUAGCAGUUUCCCGCUCUUAUUACCAUGUGUGUUAAAAGAGCUUCUCGUCAAUUGGGCCGAUCUAUGUGCUUUUAGGGACAGAAAGGAUCGGAGCUCGAUUCUUUUUUUGAAAUUUUUUUUGAAAUUUUCUUGGGUGGGAUUCUGUUUGUGUAGUAUUUCCUGCUCAUGAAUGGCGUCAGAUAAGGUGACCUGUUUGUGUGAUCGUUCUUUCUAAAUUCUAGAGCCCCAUUUUAUCAGGAUUCCUCUAAUUACCCCUUUUGUGUGCUUGCCAGACCCACGGGUCUGAGAUGUCUGCUGUGGCAUUAUCUAUGAAGUAGUUGCGUAUGGUCAUCGUCAGGUUCUCAACCACUCUAGGAUCGUCCAGAAGGGUCUCAUUAAGUCGCCAGUGGGCACUAAGAUUGAUGGUGCCUUGUAGUGUUAUGGUCAAAAAUAUUGGGUCGUGAUCAGACCAUGUGAUGUUGCCAAUGGAUGUGUCUUUUAGCAUUGAGAGAUGUCUAUGGCUCAGGAGUAACAUGUCAAUUCUAGAGUAGCUUUUUGCAACUGGGGAAUAGUAGGUAUAAUCCCUGUCUUAUGGAUGUGUUAGACGCCAGCAGUCUAUGAGCUGGUGGGAGUAUAGUGCGUUCGCCAGCAAGGUACGCGUCUAGUGUCUGUGGUGUGAAAAGAACUGUCUGUCGAGUGGUCGAGUACCAUGUUCCAGUCCCCACCUACAAUCACCAUCCCCUCAGCAAAGCUCUCCAAUUUAUUCAGGCACGACCGAGCAAAGGAUCCUUGAUCUGAGUUCGGUGCAUAUAUGUUGGCGAGUGUAAUUAGUGAGCCUUGACAUUUCCCCUUAACAAAUAUAAACCUUCCCCCUGGGUCUGUUUUAAUACUGGCAUCCGUGAGGGCCGCCUUCGAGGUUAUUAAUAUUGCUACUCCUCUGGAUUUGCUCCUACUGUAAUUGCUGUAAUAUGUUUGUUGGAUAUGCUCAGACCUGAGCUUUAACUGGAAGUCGCCCCUGUAGUGCGUUUCUUGGAUAUAUAUGAUGUCUGCUCUCUGUCUAUCAAUCUCCUGUGCCAGUAUAUUGCGUUUUUUCUGGGGUGUUGAGGCCCUGCACGUUUAGGGACAUUAUUUUAACGUGUGCCAUCUGAGUAUGGUUGUUUUUUUUGAUGCUGAAGAGAAUGGUACUGCUGCAGGACUGUGCAGGCAAUAACUGGGGGGGGGGGGAUGGGAACAGGGGCAAACAAAAACUAUAUACAAGGGCAUCAUAUUGGCAGUGAGUUGGCGCUGCACUUGUGGGAGAUUCAUUCGUGUCCCCAAGUAGUUUACCAAGCACCUCUCUGAGGGGGGGAAUGGAGGUCGUUCUGCUAUGACAGGACAUAAACGGGUUACUUUAAUGAAUGGAUAGCGGGACUGCAGGAUCCUUAACGGAAUACCCCUGUAGUGGGGCCUAUCACAGUGUCCCGUUGGUUGAACCCGGUUCCGGGUUGCCUUAAGACCAAUUAAUUCGAAUUAAGGGUUAGUACGUCUAAAUGUGACGGGCUGUGGAAGCCUGGUUGGCAUAAGUUCAUAGACAUUAUGUUUGGCAAUGACAACAUGAAUAAAAGGAAACUAAACAUGGUAAAAUGUGGUUAAGAUAGUAUAAGCAUUAUGUGUCCUCAGUAUGUGGCUUCUUUAAGACCAAUUAGUCUGAACCAAGGGUUUGUACUUUCGAAAUGUAUGGGCCGUGGGAGCCCAGUUAGCAUAAGUUCAUAGACAUUAUGUUUGGCAAUGACAACAUGAGCAAACUGAAACUAAAUACGUUAAAGUUUGGCUAAGAAAAGAAAAAAAACAUAAGCAUUAUGUUAUAUGAGGUAAUUGAGGUAAAGGAUAUAAGUGGACUUCAAGGGCAGUACUCAGGCCACCUUGUCUCUAGGCGUAUUGGGGGUAUCCGUCCCAGCCUGGGUUUGCCGUCUGCGUUUCCUCGGUGUUCUUUGCCAUCUGGGUCUUUGCUGCUUCGGUGCGGACGUGCAGCUCGCUAGGCCAGUCCUCCACUUCAGUGUGGGGUAGGCCCAAGGCCUCUUGGAAUUCCGGAACGUCCGCCGGAGUGGUGAUAGUGUGUGUUCCGUUGUGGGUUGUCACUGUGAGGGCAAACGGAAAGUUCCAACGAAAUUUGAUCUGUUUCUCCAUUAGUGCAGAGGUGAUGGGCUUCAGUGCUCGUCUGGCCUGUAGUGUGGAGGGUGAGAGAUCCUGGUAGACGGCCACUGGGUGACCUUCAAGCUUUAGGUCUCUGUUUUGCCGUGCCUUGCAAAAUCUUUCCUCUUUCAAGGGGAAAUUAUGGAGGCGGCAAAUGAGGUCGCGGGGUCUGUCAGGCGGAGGUUCCUAGGUUCCUAGGCCGUGCUGCUCUGUGCGCCCUGUCAAAUUGUCUCGGGGAGUCUGGCGAGAAUUAAAUUAAAGAGGGUAGUCAGUACCUGAAUAGGGUUCUCUGCAGUACCGUCCGGGCUUUCAGUUACUCCUCUGGAUUUGCUCCUACCGUAAUUGCUGUAAUAUGUUUGUUGGAUAUGCUCAGACCUGAGCUUUGACUGGAAGUCGCCCCUGUAGUGCGUUUCUUGGAUAUAUAUGAUGUCGGCUCUCUGUCUAUCAAUCCGUCGACCCCUGUUGUCAACGUCGUCUAGUUUCCUUUGGAGGUACAGUUUUGCAUCUGCAUGUAGAUUCUGUGUGGUGUGGAAUUCUGACCACAAUCGUUCAGUAGUUUCUUCUGUGUCUUCCUGGGCCUGGACUCUCGCUCCCAGGUGUUGGACAUCUCAAUCACUGCCUGCAGCUUUUCACUGAAAGUGUUUUCCAGUCUCUGGAACAUAUCAACGAGAUCCUUCGUCGAGGGCAGUUGUGUGAGUAUCGUUCUCAUGUCAGUGUCCUCAACUGAGCCCUCUGAUGCUGACUGGCUCCCUCGUGUGUUAGUUGCGGGCGCCAUUUUAUCCUGCUGCUGUGGUUCAGAUUGCUCUGUAAAAAAUCUCCUCAAGGAGGAUUUUGUGGGCGGAUUGACAGUUGCUGGGGUGUUACCUGUGGUGUUGCGCUGCUUCUUAGUUGUCAUUGCUUGAAAUUAUUGCCGGGUUUUGCUGAUUUUCCCCUGUCAUGCACGGAGCUCAGCAAUUAUGCUGUCGGUCUCAUCAGAGUUCUGGCCACGCCCCCCCAGGGACAACAAUUUAGUAAAAAGAAAGGACAUGCAACACCAUAUUGUCCACCCCAGUCUACUUUCUUUCCUCACAGUAAUAGUAGUUAUCCCAGGCUUUAAAAUCUCAGCCAGAGCACUCUGGUUGGUUUGGAAGCCAACCAACCAAAUAAUUCUAGGAGGCAAGUCUCGCUUCUUUUGAGACUUGCUUGGGAAUAUUCCACAUGGAUAAAAUUCAGUUUGUCUAAAUGAAUUUGGACGAACCAAAUGUUUUGUCAUGCACAAGUCUAAUCAUUAGUGCUUUUGUAAGAAUGUAAUUUAGUUAAAAUUUACUUUUAUAAGCUAAUAACCAGUUCUACGUGUAAAUUUUUAAAAUUAGAUGGAAGGAUAGUAGAUUAGUCCUUGCUUCUUAGUGGAGAUACUCCUUUUGUAAAUAUGCUCCAAAUUUAUUAAUGGUAAACGAGUAUCAACCACCAUAAAAAUAAGACGCGAUCAUAACAGACCAGGACAAUUUUAGAUAGACAUCAGAACGAAUAUUAUUAUAUAAUUAUGAACAUUCAUAUUAUUAAUGUCUUAAUUAAUUUUUUCCAUUUUACAUUAAAGGAACACUUCAGUGUUAGGAAUACAGUCCCUAUCACUGUUCCUCUGCCCCUGUCCCCCUCAACCAUGUAAAGGUAAAGAUUCCAACGCCAAUGUCCCUUGGUGCUAGGUCAUGCUCUUCCACCUCCAUGUCAACCGAAAUGAAAUGAAUUGGUCUGGGUGCCUAUACUGUCCCUUUAAGUAAAAUUUAACACUACAACAAUGAUAUGAAUACUAUUUAAAUUUGUGCAGAAUAUCUAAUAUUGUUACUGUGAGUCUUCUUUUGAGUUUACAGUUAGCUGGGGGUUUGCUUUGUGAUGUGAUUGCAAGAUUUGUAACUACUUGUCACUAGUUCACAUGCAUAACUUUUCUCAGUAAGUUUUGAACUGUGAAAUCAUAAAGAAAAAUGGAAGCAUGACCUCAUCAACAUGUGGAACUAAUGAUCUGGUCAAAUGCCAGAGGUAAGCUGCUUCCAUUGACCCUAUGACUAAUUACAAAGCAAGCAGUACAGUUAUAUUAACAUGAUAGGCUACAUAAUAUAAAGAAACCAUUCUAUGCUAUGGCAAACAAGAUAAAGGUAGCUAAAAAUAAAAAAAAAUAUUAGACAUGAUUUUGCCUUUAUCAUUUUUGGGUAAAUUCACAUGAACUCUAGUUGUGUACCUGAUUAAUGUAUCAUAGGUGGGUGAACACAUUUUGUCUAUUGAUGGAACAACCUAAGUUUUUUUUUUUUUUCUUUCAUGAAUACUAUUUCAGAAAAGCUUUUUUUGCUCUCUAUAAGUGCAAGGCCGUAUAUGAAAGGAAUAGUCUAUAAUCACUACACAUAAAAAGCCAAGGCAAGGUUAAACCAUAUUGUUGCCACCAUGUGUCGGAUGGGAUUGCUGUAUGUAUGUGCUACAAUCAGACCUGCCCAGUAGUACGUUAGUUUACUUACUUUCUAGCACUAUAUGCUUAUCCAUUUAUAACUCAUGAGUCCUUUUGAUGGAAAUUUUCUUUGGGCAUCUAGCUGCUUAAAGAGUGGUUACAAUGUUUGGCGUUACCAAUAUAAAAAGGUUCCCAUGAAUACAGGGGUCAGUGACUAUAAGACCUUCCACUUAUUAUUCUACACUUACAUCGGUGACUUAAUGGAACAUAAAACUGUAUUCCAAAAACUAUAGUGUCCCUCUGCCUCCACAUGAAAGUGUUAAAAUGCUUUUUUUCACUUACCUGAUUCCAGCACCAUAAUCCCUUGGUGCUGAUUCAGUCUCCUCCGUCACGGAGAUGGGGAACCUAAGGUGCAUGCAUGGCGUGCGCCAAGCACGCAUUGGGGCUUCCCUAUAGGACAACAUUGAAUCAAUACUUACCUAAGGGUUUUUUUUUUCAAGACACUGGAAACUCUCAUGCAAAGAGUGAGGACAUCCAGCAUCGUUUCACGGAGUAAAGCUCCAGGAAGUGCUUCUAGUGGUUGUCUGGAGGUUAACCCUACAAUGUAAUUAUUACACUUUCUCAUAAACUGCAGUGUUUUAUGUUGCAGUGUUAAACAGACAGGGGUUCUACAACCAGACCACUUCAAUGAGAUGAAGAGGUCUGGGUGCCUAUAGUGUCUGUUUAAAAUAUAAUACAUAUAAUCCAGGACUGGACAAAUCCCAAGCACCAUGGCGACUAAGAAUUUUGUCUUGCCGCCUGGGAUUUGUCAGCCCGUUGCCUCCCCCCCUCCUUUUUUUCGAUUUCUGCAAGCUGGGAGGAUGUGAAGGGAACUGUAACUACUUCCUCCAGGCGCUAAUGCCGCAUUGGGGAAUGGAAUGCUAGCCGGAAAAAAGGUGAAGACCUCUCUGAUUGCCACCCACCCCAUUCAGCAGAGCUGUCGUGUCCCAUUCCGCAGAGCUGUCCGCACGCACCCAUUCGCCUGCACUGGUUCAGCACCAGGAGGAAGUAGUUCAGUUCACUUUACUUCCUCUCGGCACACAGAGAGCUGCAUGGGGAUACAGGGGCAGGAGGGGGAGUCUGGACGAGCGGUAGCCCACUCCAUCAGCCGCAUCCAUCCCCACUGUAGCCUGCUGCUGCCCAGUCCCACUGGACCCCAGGAAAGCCACCCUCCUACGCUCACAAGAUAGGAAACAGUAGGGUGGCUAAUAUAUAUAUAUAUAUAUAUAUAUAUAUAUAUAUAUAUAUAUAUAUAUAUAUAUAUAUAAAUUUUUUUGUGUGUAUGUAUUUGUCUGUGUGUAUCUAAGAAUCUUUGUUUGUGUGUGUUUAAUUGAGUGUAUCAAAUAAUACUUGUGAGUGUGUGAGAGAAUGUAUGUCGGUCAUAGUAUGUGUGUGUGUGUGUGUCUGUCUGUCUGAGAUACAGAUGUACAUUUGUGUGGACAUCCAGUAUAUCAGUGCGAUCCACUGUAACACUCUUUUCCACUAUCACCCAGCCCAAUAUGCCUUUACCUCUCCCUCCCCUCUCCCCCACCCCUGUUUAUUUCCUAUUUGGUGGGAUUUUUCUACCAUCAUGUGAUUUAUCCAGAUUUUUUGCCUGUUUUGUUUUGGCCAGAUUUUCAUGUUCCUCACCAUGCUACAUAUAUACUUUAUACUUGCAUUAUGUUUACUGUGUUGUUAAUUUAAUGUAUUAGUAGUCAAUUCUUAGGUAACAUGCCCACUUAAUGCCAUAUAUUUCCGUGUUUGUGAACACAGAGUUUGGUUCGACGGUUACUAUGUGUAAAUACAGCUGUGUACACUUUCUUCCCCAGUGUCCUCAACCAUUUCAAUCUGUUAUGUCUGUUUUAUUUUUCCGUUUUCUGUUUAUUAUAUUACAAGGUACCAUAACCCACCUCUCAGAAGUUUUCACCCCAGGUAUCUGUUGUAUUUUUGAUGAUCUAGCACCUUACAGUUUACAUUGUAGUACAGAGGUAGUGUGAUUUUAAUGGCCAUGUAUGAUUCAAAUAUGUGGUUUCCAAUUGUUCAAUGAUUUAUCUAAAUGAAAGAAUAUACCUUGCUUUAAAUUGUACCUUUUGCGGUCUAAUGUAAAGGUGCUGAUUCUAUUGGAGUUUCACCUGUUCCAUCUAUAAUUUAAUGGGAUCAUAAGGCACUUGCUGCUGUCGUUUGAUGAGUUUGACCUUUCAUGGAAGACAAAGGGACUUAGAUUAGAUUUUAAUGGGACUAAAACAUCCAAUUAUCACUUUAGAUGAAGGGUUUGGAGAACACACUGUAAGCCAAUUAGUCCACUUGCAUGGCUAUACAAUGAAGCUGAAACAUGUAGGAUUUCAUUCUAGUUCUAUAUCCAAAAUAAGGAUACUCAGCGCCAUUAGUAAUUGAGCAUUUUACCUAAUGGGUAAACUCACAUUGGACCAAAUUAAACAGAUGACACAGAAGUGUGAAACUCAAAAAGUAGAUGGCGCGUUUAUUGACUUAUUAUUCUUGUCUAACAGUGGGAUAGAAAAAAUAUGUAAGCUUACAAAAAGUCAGAUUUACAUUAAUAUUAGAAGGAUCAAAGUCCAUAUCCUCUAUAAGGUAAUAUUUCAAACUUGUAUAAGAACAAACGCCAUAAAUGUUGCCCGGUGUCAAUACUAGCCAAUAAAAGGGACGGAAUUAAGCCAUAUCUGAAGAAAUGUUUUGCUGUGCAAGUUGCAGACUAAUCCUAGAGUGGGGAUGGCAAAUGGGACUUUCAUUGAAAUAUAUGAUUUUGCAUUUUUUUUUUGUGUGAAAAUAAAUAAAGCCCCUGUAUACAAGGGUUUGUGGAAAAAAAAUGGGUAGUAAAUAGACCGAACAUAUUUUUUUUUUUUUUGCAUAUUGUCUCUACUAAUUCAUAUUGUAAACGGACAAAUUUACAGGAUAAUCCACCUCAAACUGGGUAAAUAGGUAAACCAUAACAUUCUUAUUUACAGGUGAUACUCGAAAAAUUAGAAUAUUGUGCAAAAGUUCAUUUAUUUCAGUAAUGCAACGUAAAAGGGGAAACUAAUAUAUGAGAUAAGCGCAUUACAUGCAAAGCAAGAUAGUUCUUUUUUUUUAUUAUAAUUUUAUUGAAAAUUUUUUGUAUAUCAUAAGUAAUCAGCAAGUAACAAUAACAAGAAGUAUUCUAUUGAUAUGAUAUAAUCAAGCAUUUAGUACAAAAUCUUAUUUAUAUAAAAGAAAUCGAAUAGACAAAGAAAAAACAAAAACAUAAACAUGAACAAGACAACUAAAAUAUACCGCCACCUAUACAGAGCAGGAGAACUUUCUUACUAAUAUAUCAAAGAUACAAGGAUUAGUUACCAUGUAACAGUACAAAAAAGUACAGUUACAGAAACAAAAAGGAGCUAAUUGAGACCUUAAGACCAUAGUUGUUAUUGUAUAUUUUUUCUUGCUUUACCUUUUCUUUCGUUCCCUUAUCUUUCCUUUUCCUAUCCUUUUCUUUGCCCUUCUCUUAUCCAUUUUUCCCCCUUAUUGUAUAAAUGUAAAUGAGCAACACGGACCAUAAUUUUGUUACCAUUAAAUAUGGGAAAGUUUAUGAAGCCAGUUGGAAUACCAUAUAGUUUUUUUUUUUUUUUUUUUUUAAAACAGUGUUAUUAGUUAUAAUCUCUUUUUCCAUUGUUAACUGAAAUAUAAUUUGAUCAAUCAAACGGGAUUUCUGAGAAAAAUUCGAGGACUUCCAAUGUCUGGCUAUAUUGAUUUUGUUCGCAACAAAACAAUGUAUAGCAAAACAGAUAUGUUCAUGCGACUUUAAUUGCCAAUUCAAAUGUAAAAGGGCGGUGACCGGAUUAUGAUUAAGUCUAAUACAUAUAACUGCAUAAAUGGUAUUAAAUGCCCAUAUCCACAAUGGUUUAACCAAUGGGCAGUCCCACCAUAUAUGGAUAUAUGUGGCCAGACACGAGCCACAUCUCCAGCAAGUGGAAUCGUAUGAUUCAUACAUUUUUUUUCAAUCUUGUUGGAGUGAAAUACCAUCUGUGAACUACCUUAAAAUGACACUCCGUCAAAGUUAGACAAUGUAUAUAUUUAUUUACAUUUAUUAGAGAGGCUAGCCAGUCAUUAAAGGGAAUCACCAAAUUUAAUUCCUUCUCCCAGAUGUUAAUCAGUUUAUGGGGUAUUAUCUUAGUUUCAUCAAGCAAAAAGUUAGCAACAGAAGUAACCUUAGAAAGCGUUCGAUAACAGAAUAGAGCUUCCAAUUUCUUAGCGAAUGGAAAAGAAGUUGGAAUAACACAUUUCUGUAUGAAAUGUUUGAUACGAAGAUAAGUAAAUAUCUCUCUAGGAGAAAUAUAUAUAUUCUCAACAAUCUGUUGGAAAGACAGAAUAUUAUCUCCUUGCAUAAGGUCUGAAAUACUUAGAGAGUCCAUAUUACCCCAAGAGGUCAAUGAGAAAUCCUCUGUUAUACCCUCCAAAAUAUUAAGACUACAAGAUCUUGGUAUUAGUUGUACAAUAUUAAAAAUUUUCUUAAUUUCUGCCCAAUCCUCUAGAGUUUGAAACAACGUGGAAGGAAACCAAAUAUUUGGCUCUUUCAAAAUCUCUUUAAUAUUCAUCAACAUACGAUGAUAUAAUCUAGAAGAGUGGGCAGCUUCCUACUCUAAUAUAAACCAUGGCUCCCUGCGAACCUGUGGAUCUUGAAGAAUGUAAAUAUGACGAAUAAUAUUUGCAAAAUACGUAUAUAUAAUACUAGGAAAGCUAAGACCACCAUUUAAUUUAAAAGCAAGAUAGUUCAAACUGUGAAUUGUCAUAAGUGCGACGAUUACAACUCAUAAAAACCCCAAAUCCACAAUCUCAGUAAAUUAGAAUAUUGUGAAAAGGUUCAAUAUUCUAGGCUCACAGUAUCCCACUCCAAUCAGCCAAGUAAGCCAUAACACCUGCAAAGGGUUUCUGAGCCUUUAAAUGGUGUCUCAGUCUGGUUCAGUAUGAAUCACUAUCAUAGGUAAGACUGCUGACCUGACAGUUGUGCAGAAAACCAUCAUUGACACCCUCCAUAAGGAGGGAAAGCCUCAAAAGGUAAUUGCGAAGGAAGGUGGAUGUUCCCAAAGUGCUGUAUCACAGCACAUUAAUAGAAAGUUAUGUGGAAGGGAAAAGUGUGGAAGAAAAAGGUGCACAAGCAGCAGGGAUGGCCGCAGCCUGGAGAGGUUUGUCAGGAAAAGGCCAUUCAAAAGUGUUGGGGACUUUCAAAAGGAGUGGACUGAGGCUGGAGUCAGUGCAUCAAGAGCCACCACACACAGAAGGAUCCUGGACAUGGGCUUCCUCUUGUCAAGCCACUCCUGAACAACAAACAACAUCAAAAGCGUCUUACCUGGGCUAAAGAAAAACAGACCUGGUCUGUUGCUCAGUGGUCCAAAGUCCUCUUUUCUGAUGAGUGCAACUUUUGCAUCUCAUUUGGAAACCAAGGACCCUGAGUCUGGAGGAAGAAUGGAGAGGCACACACUGCAAGAUGCUUGAAGUCCAGUGUGAAGUUUUUCACAGUCUGUGUUGAUUUUGAGGAGCCAUGUCAGCUGCUGGUGUUGGUCCACUGUGCUUCACUAAGUCCAGAGUCAACGCAGCCAUCUACCAGGAGAUUUUGGAGCACUUCAUGCUUCCUUCCGCAGACAAUCUUUAUGGUGAUGCUGACUUCAUUUUUCAGCAGGAAAAAUGGCACCUGACCACACUGCCAAAAGCACCAAAGCCUGGUUCAGUGACUGUGGGAUUACUGUGCCUGAUCUGUGGGGCAUUGCCAAGAGAAAGAUGAGAGACAUGAAACAAUGCAGAAGAGCUGAAGGCUGCUAUUGAAGCAUCCUGGUCUUCCAUAACACCUUAGCAGUGCCACAGGCUGAUAGCUUCCAUGCCACGCCGCAGGCAGUAAUUGCUGCAAAAGGGGCCCAAACCAAGUACUGAGUCCAUAUGCAUGCUUAUACUUUUCAGAGGUCCAAUACUGUUCUAUGUACACUCCUUGUUUUAUUGAUUGCAUGUAAUAGUCUAAUUUACUGAGAUUGUGGAUUUGGGGUUUUCAUGAGCUGUAAGCCAUAAUCAUCGCACUUAUGACAAAUCACGGCUUGAACUAUCUUGCUUUACAUGUAAUGCGUCUAUCUCAAAUAUUAGUUUCCCCUUUUACGUUGCAUUACUGAAAUAAAUUAACUUUUGCACGAUAUUCUAAUUUUUCGAGUAUCACCUGUAAUACUCUGUUUCACAGGAGAUACUUGUAUGUAUAAUGGUACUCCAGUAAAUUUAAGAGGCCUACUAUGAAUUUCCUUAUAAUAUAUUACAUUUACAGAAAAUACAGUAUAUUAUGUUUUUCGUUGUUUUCCAUUAUUUGAUGUACUUAAGCAGUGGAUUGAUACAUGAAUUUCAAGAUAUAGGCUAUAAACAUUCAUCUGUGGCUUUAGAGUUGGAGAUUUCUUUCCAAAUAAGCACCUUUACCCCAACUUUGCAAUUUAGUUUUCAUUUUAGUACAAUUUUUUUUUCAGAAAAUAUUUAAAGAUCUAUUUUAUUUGCAAUAACAAUGUAGACUUGGAGAAAAGCAUUCAUUUAUCAGGUCACGUAGUAUUGAAAGCUAGCUUAGAAAAAUACCAAUGUACAAAUUAAUAGUGCUCUUGGAUGCAGAAUGCAUUGAACCUGUUUUGAAAUUAUAAAUUUUAGCAGUGAGUUUACAGAAAAGGUUACGCAUUGUACAAUGUGUCUUAUUCACUUUAAACCAUACAACUUCUGUAGUAAAUAUACAGAAAGCAUAAUAUCUAACAUUUAAACAAUAUAUCUUUGAAAAACGCAACAGCUAACAUAAAGUUAUGGAGUAUUUAUUAAAGGGACACUAUAGUCACCAGAAUGUAGUGGUUAUGGUGUCUAUAGUAAGUCCUUACAGACUGAGCUCUGUGAGCACAUUGUGUUUACAUUGCUGCCUAAUAACCAUUAUAGCAGAAGUCACUCAGACAGCCAAAAGAGGUGCUUCCCUAUGUUUAGCGAUGCUAAAUGCACCCCAUAGAGAUGCAUUGGUUCAUUGCAUCUCUAUGUAGAAUUGCUGAUUGGUGCAGUGCUAUGUUUGGCUUAGGAGAGCAUUGGAUUGGAUGAGAUCAUCAAAAGUGAUAGUCUCAGCCAUGGAGAGCCUGGAGGAGAAAAAAGGUUAGGUUAAACCAGAGCUCAACUAAUCCCAGAAGCUAGGUCAGUCUUUGUCUGUCUGUAACUUUGUGAGAGAGUGUGUGUGUGUGUGUGUGUGUGUGUGUCCGUCCGUCAGUGUUUGUCUGUGACUGUGUGAGAGAGUGUGUGUGUCUGCCAGGGUGUGUGGGUCUGCCUAUAAGUGUGUGCGUUUAGGUCACCAGCCCUCUCUGAUCGCAUGGGAAUGGUGUUCUUACCUUGUUCCCCAAUGCUAUGCAGGUCAUGCUGCAGUUGGCCAGCCUCUAUAGCUGAGAUUAUCAAUUACCAGUCAGCAUCUCCUCAUAGAGAUGCAAUAAAUUAAUGCAUCUCUAUGUGUAACGUUCAGCACCUCCAUGCAUAGUGCAGCACUGAGAUAGGAGACCCUUUAGUGGCCGUUUGAGUGACCGCCACUAGAGGUGCUACUAGGCAGCAAUGUAAACACUGCCUUUUCCAUGAAAAGGCAGAGUUUACUUUGAAAAGCCUGCAGGGACAAUCUAUAGACACCAGACCACUACAUUAAUCUGUAGUAGUUCUGGCGAUUAUAGUGUCCAUUUAAGAAUUUAAGAUCCUAACUUUUUUAGCUGCUCCUAUAUUGAAAGCAAAUUUGUCAAGCCCUGGGUUAAACACCUUAUUACUGUGGGGCCGAAGACCUGCAUGUUUCAUUCCUGACUCUAUAGUGUUCCUCCCACAGUCUUCUUCACGUCUGCUAUGGAGAUAGCCUAGCAACCACAGUGCAUACGCUGUAUUUGCUAUGCAUGAAGAACCUGUGGGAGGUGUCUUCUGCUCUUUAUUCUCAGUCAAUUUUUGACAAAGAGCCUAUGCUGAAGAAAUGAUUGACGUGUGGAACACAUACCUUUAUCCAAAUCUGCUGACACAAUGUAUCGAUAGAAUUUAAUGUUCUUUAAAUAAAGUAUAGGUUGUACUACUUGACUUGUAAUGUAAUGUUGUAUUAUGUUACUGACUCUCUAUCUACUAGAGUAGAGUACUCCGGUCACAAGCAUGAUGGGAUUGCUUGGUGAUAUCAAUGGGAGUGGUUUUGUUUUGUUUUUUUUAGACCAACUUCAUCUGCCCCUGUGCAAUCCUGAUGAACAUGCUUGCCUCCUUACCUGUAUCAUGUUAUGGCGUUCAAUCCUUAAAGGGACACUAUAGGCACCAAAUCAACUUUGGCUUAAUGAAGCAGUUUGACCAAUGACAAUUGUUCCUGUGUCAUUGUGUAAUUGUCUCAUUUAUUGUAAAAUUUCCCUCCUUCCUAAUAUUGUAAAGCACUGCGGAAUUAGUUGGCGCUAUAUAAAUACCAAUAAUAAUACACCAACAUAGCUUCCAUGAACAUGUUGUAUAGAAUUUGUAGUUGUACAAUGUGGUGUGCUAGUCACAUGCCAGACAUGGACCUAAAGUGGUUUCAUCUAAUAAUGCUAAUGAUUAUAGCACCUAUUUAAAAUACACUAUAUGUGUAUUACUGUCUUUUUGGUGUAUAGCCUCCCUGUUAAUUUAUCCAUCGUAAUUUGUGGCAGUUUGAGCUUAAUUAGGUAUCCUUAGAGUGUGCAGUUGGCACAGAUGAAGAAUGUGCCAAACAAGAGAGCCCUGCUGGUGGAACAACUAAAAGAUCUGUCCGUCUGUUUAUCUAUCUGACUCUGGCUUUCAUUUAAUAAGCUUUCCAAACAAGUCAAUACUGUUAGAAAAACUUCCCAGAUUCUGUAUCUACUAAAAAAUCCUAUAGAUUGUAAUGGUGAAUUCUGUAGAUAUAUAAUCUGGAAGGUUUUUGACACUUAGGAGGAAUGGUAUCCUCUCCUAAUUGAGUGGGAUGGGGGUGGCACUACUAUAAGUGUCAAUGUGGCAUGUCAUCCAAUAUUUAUAGGAAGGAGGAAGUGGGUAUAUUUUACCCACACUCCACCAAGCAUUAGAUACAGCAGGGCUUGACAAAUUUGCUUGGAAUCUUUGAGCCAGAGACAUCAACGCCAAAAAUACAAUUCUUAAAGGGACACUAUAAUCACCAGAACCACUACAGCUUAAAGUAGUUGUUCUGAAGUCUUUAUCCUCUCCCUGAACACUUUCCAAUUUAAAAACUGACUUUUGAGACAAAAGGACAUGUUUACAUUGCUGCCCGAUGACACCUCUAUCGACCGUCACUCAGGCGGCCUCUAGAGGUGCUUCCUGGGUCACUGCUUCACACUGUGCAGCACCUACAUUAAUGCUCCCUAUAAGGAUCCAUGAUUAAAUACAUCUCUAUGUGAAGUUAAAUUGGUGUAGUGGCAUUUUGCUGUACAUGCACAAUUGUCUUCCAAUGCUUUCCUAUGGGGAAGCAUUGGAUUGACUGAGAUCGUCAAGAUUGAUAAUCUCAGCCAUGGAGGUGGGGCCAGCCGCGAUGUAACCGGCAUGGUAAAGGUGAGUAAAAACCUUUCCCAUGUGAUUGGAGGGAACACACACACACACAGACACUCAGUCACAAAUAAUUACUUUUUAUUUUAUUUUAAUUUAAAUCCACGCUUGAGUGGAUAGCUUUCCCUGGAGUCCAGUGGGGCUGCUGUCAUCUUCCUGCUCAUCUCACUCUCGUGCACUGUUAAGUGAGCCUGGGGCUGGAGUGACGUCAUAACCCAGCUCUCGGCAUCACUGUUUCUAACAAAGUGGUCUUUUGCAGUUUAGAACGUAUAAACAUCUUCCAAGUAUUCGCCCCAAAAAUGCAAUAAAUUACCCUCACUUUUUAAAAAUAAAUUCUAAAAAUGAUCAGCUUAGUGAAUUACCUUACAUUUGUGUUGCACUAAGCUAUUUUUUAAUUACUAACCAUCUACUUGUAAAGAUGCACUUUAAGUAUAUGUUUGUGUAAAAAUAACGAUAUACCUGUUGUAAUAACAGCAGUGUUCUAAGUCAGCACAUAAUGACUUGUCUCCAUGGAGUAUGUAUUAUUUGUCUUCUACUGCUACCUCAUGAAGCAACAGAGACAUAUGGUGAUCUCCACAGAGUAUAAUUAGCACUUCAAAAUACACAUUGCAAUGCUGGCCUGGUUAAAAUACAAUGCCAAGGGUGAGUUUAUUGAUAGUGGUUUGUUAAAGGACAACUGUCAGCAACUGUAAGGAUUUUUAACCCCUUAAGGACCAAACUUCUGGAAUAAAAGGGAAUCGUGACAUGUCACACAUGUCAUGUGUCCUUAAGGGGUUACAGUGUAUUACUGUUAAGAAACUUCAUUUUUUAUUUUGCUUAUUAAAUCUUGGAAAUUUUAUUUUUAUUGAGGUGCAACAGAAUUAGAAAGUUUAGACGGUAAUGUUGGCUGACUUGGCUUAUUUGUUGGGCUGUAACAAAUCCCAAAGAUGUUUAAUAGGGUUGAAGUGUUAAAACCUGGUCUGUUUAUUCAUUCACAUUCUUCUACACUAGAUUCAACAAAACUUUUCUGUAUGUGUCUUGUUUUGUACAUAGAACUUUGUCAUGUGAGACAGUAAAUGGCCUUGCCAUUGUGUUUGCCAAAAACACAUUCUUUUUUUCUAGAAUAUUAUUGUAGAUUGUAGAUUUUUGUUAACAAGAAAUAAUGGGUCUAAUGUGAAAUUGAAAAACAGUCCCAUACUGUUAUUCCUCUAUCUAAUUUUACAGCUAACACUAUGCUGGAAUGUAGUAUUUUUUUUAACCGACGAUGAACACUGUCAUCUGUUACACUGUCAUAGUAAACUGUGAUGCAUGAUUCUUAAGAUUUACAUUUACCAUAACUGCAACUUUGACCUCCUUUUGACCAAAUUGUGUGCACUCCUUCGCUUAGUAGUGACAUCAGUGCCCCCAAGCUUCUGGUUACCUUAGUAAACGAAGUUCUGGAUUGUGAAAAAGUGACAACUUUCCAAAACAGAACUAUACAGAAUUUACAAAGUGUGUGUUAAAAAAAAAAAAAAUAUAUAUAUAUAUAUAUAUAGGGUUAUGGUGGGGAAAAAAUUGUGAUUGAAAACCCCUUCCACUUGAAGUCUGUGGAUAGUUAAUACAAUGUUAAGCAAACAUCUGCACACCAGUCAAGUCAUAAGACUUGCCUUUCCCACAGAAAUCACAAAUUUGCAGUGAUCUUACUACCGCAAAGGAUUCUGGGUGGGCAAUGGCAUAUGCAAAUUAGUUUAACAAAGAAUUUGCCUCUUUUCCAAGUUUCAAAGCUGUUGUAUACAGCAAACACAUACUCAAAGGAAUCCAUGUUAAAAAUGGAAUGAGGCAAUAAUUUGAUUCUUUAUUAAACUAAUUUGCAUAUGCCCACCCAGAAUCCUCUGCAGUAGUAACAUCACUGCAAAUUUGUGAUUUCUGUGGGAAAACCAAGUCUUAUGGCUUGACUGGCAUGUAGAUUUUAGUUUAACACUGUGUGUGUGUGUGUGUGUGUGUGUGUGUGUAUAUGUGUGUGUGUAUAUAUAUAUAUAUAUAUAUAUAUAUAUAUAUAUAUAUAUAACGGCGCAAAGUCACUUCUGGCAGCUAGGCCACUCUGCCGCUAGUGGGAGUCGGCUGAAUUUUCUUGAGGGGUUACCUACAUACAUUAAUACAUUCAGCAGCAGCACCAGUUCUAUCUUCCUUGACACAUACCAAGCAACCUGCAAAGUUCUUUUUCUUGUCUUUUUUUUUUUUUUAAAUAUCAGACACAUAAACCUAUUAUUUCUGUGGUAUAGUGCAGUAUGGCUACUUUAGAUCCCUGAGGAUUUCUGUAGUGUGCCCAGCAUGACUCAUCAGAUUGAUCUAUACAGUUUUCAGUUUAAGCCUAGCAUAUACAUUUCUAGCACUAUGAUUCUGUUUACUCAUGAUCGCAUAAUCUAUAUAACGUCUUGUUCUUUUACAAGCACUGACUUUGUUAUAUACUUAUUUUACUUUAAACAUUGUGCACAAUAUUCUCUAUGCCAUGUUAUAUUCCAGGACUUGACAAAUUUGCUUGGAAUCUAGGAACCAGCAAAAAAAAUUGGGAGACAGGUUUUUCAAUGUCAAAAAUACAAUUCUUAAAGGGACACUAUAUAGUCACCAGAACCACUACAGCUUGAAGUAGUUGUUCUCGUGUCUAUAAUCUGUGCAUAAACACUUUUCAAUGUAAACCCUGCCUUUUCAGAGAAACGACAGUAUUUACAUUGCUGCCUUGCAACACUUCUAGUGACAGUCACUCAGACGGCCUCUGGAGCGCAUCCUGGGUGAGUGCUCUCCACGCCCUGCAUCAAUGCAUCUCUAUGAGGAGAUGCUUAUUGGCGCAGCAUGGCGUUUUGCCACAAAUGCGCAAUAGCCUAUUGGGAAAGCAUUUGAUUGGCUGAGAUCAUCAAGAAUCAAGAUUGUUGAUAGCAGUCAUGGAGGCAGGGCCAGCUGCGGCUAAAUUAGGACAGCAUGGGAGAAAAAGGUGGAGUAAAAAAACCCUUUCCCAUGUUAUUGGAUGGGGACUAGUCAUUUAAACACACUCAAUCACUGACGCACACACACAAACUCACUGACGUGCACACGCACUCACUGACUGACUGGCACACGCACACUCACUCACUGACAUUCACUCACUGACACACACACCCACUGUCACUGCAAUAAUCACACACAUUUAUGUGACCACCCAGCCUCCCUACCUGGGUCCAGCUUUCCCUGUGGUCCAGUGGGGCUUCAGUCAUCUCCCAGUACAGUAGAGCACUGUUUAGUGAUGCUGGGGCCGUCAUAUUCCGGCUCCUGGCAUCACUGGAGGGCGCGCGAGGAAGCAGAGCAGGGAGGUUGUUACAACUGCCUCACGCGCCUGGUUGUCUGCCUCAAACUUACAGGUGCCUGUGCGCACGCCAACGCUCUCACUCGCAAGGCCGCCCACCUACGCUCUUACUGAGCUGGCCCACCGACCACCCACACGCAUGCCCAUGCUCUUUAUAAGCCUGCUGGACGGCCUCCUCCGCUAAUAGACAGCCAGCCACCUUGGGGGCUGAAUGGGCCAGCAAAUCCCAGAUGCCAGGACAAAAAUCCUAGUCGCUAUGGCGACCUGGCGCCUGGGAUUUGUCGAGCCCUGUUAUAUUCUGUUAUUAAAGUGUUUCCUACAGCUAUUGUGGCAUAGCCAACCUGAUUGUUAUCUCAUGCACAAAGAAAAAUAAAGAAUUUAAAGGUAAAAAUUAUUUCAAUUAAAAGAUUGGGAGGCCUGCCGAGAGCUACAGACAUUGACAGUGUGUAAUUUGCACAAAAUCACACUCUUGAUGCAGCAAAGAAUAGAGAUGUUAUCAUUCAUGUAGAACAUCGAAAUCUAGCACUGUUUGUGUUACCCCUGACCACUGAACAAAAGACUAUAUCUACUCAAUUCUGUUAGUUAGAGCUAAAGUGAUCCUCUCUGCAUUUUUAUAACCCAUUAUUUUAACAAUGCUUUAAAAAUAAUUUCAAACAUUAUUAAAAAAAGAAAAAGAACAACAAAAGUGCCAGGACAAGCGCUCCAAAUCCAAGAAUAGUUUAAUCCACUCAGUGCAAAAAUAGACAAACAGGGGGAAAAGGUCCAAAAAAAACUUUACACAAGGUUUGGACCUACAGGUCCUUAGACAUAUGAGUGCAAGCAUACAGACCUAUCUGACACCAGAAAGAGGCUCCAUAAAUCUGAAGCCUGUCAUUCUGGUCUGAGGGUUGCUUUAUAAACCCCAGCCUGGAGUCAUGGAAUAAAAAAAAAAAAAAGAAAAAAAAAAAAGAAACCAUAUCUUUUCUGCUGUCUGCUUAUUCAGAGCCCUGUUCAUAUUUUAGUGAACAGGGUUGUGUACAACAAUAUCCUGAGAUUCCUGAGCCAAAACCUGUGCAUGCGCACGGCUGUAUUGUGCUUCUAAUUGCCUUUUAACAACAGAAUACAAAUUAUUUAGGAACUUUUGGGGAGAUUCAUUAGAGUAGGAACUUCUAAAAAGGGAUGCAAAGUUCUAUAAGUGGGCAAUUAAACAGGAAACCAGUGGAAAUUUGCUAGCAACAUACAGUGGUGUCUACCUCACCUUUACGCCUUUGCACCCACUUUUCAGAACACGGCACAACUGAUAAAUCUCCUCCUUUUUGAUAAUAACAUAACAUUUACAUUUUAAUCCCAAGUAGCUCCCUUUCUUAAAAUUUACUUUAUAAUGAUAAUAAAAACACCCGUAUCAACGGCUAUUUCUGUAUUUGUGUUGCUCCCAGUAGGACUCAAGACGGACAUUUUUUGUCAUCUAUAGAUCAUCUGAUACAAGAAAUAAAUGGUAUCAAGUAUUACAAAGUGCAAUUAGGCUUGCAGUAUAUAAACUUUAUUUCAAAGAAUGAGAUAAAGAGAUAUCACAUUUUCUCUCUUACAGUGCUCUAUAAAAACUUGCCAUUAUCUAAAUUGACUGUAAGAAAAUUACUCGCUUCCAGUGCUUUGUAAGCAAAGAUAUUGAGCUGUGUGAUUUGUGUUGACAUUAUCUCUGACAUCCAGCAUGAGAGAGAGGCUGAAAAUGGGGUUGUAAAUCAUAAUUCCCGCAGUGAUGGAAAUGUAACCGGUAAGAUCCAAAUGUGUGCAAAGCAAUAUCUUUGACACCUUUUCUUAGACACUUGACACAUCUUCUAAAAUUCAAUUUGCAAAAAUAGUAGGGUGUAUUGUAAGUAUUAGUGAUAUGCAUGAAUACGUGCAAAGGGACAUGCAGAAUUAUGUAACUUGAGACACUAGUAAGUCUUAUUCAGUCUUGCAGGGUGUCUGUGGCACAGGACUGUGUAUGCUUUAUAUUAUUUUAUGGGUAUAUGUGUGGUAACAAAAGCAAUAUAGAAUGGUCCAAUCAAAUCUAUUUGUAAUUUGAGGUUUAAAGGAAUGUGCUUAGGAAUAUCAAUAAAAAUUUAUAUAUAUAUAUAUAUAUAUAUAUAUAUAUAUAUAUAUAUAUAUACAGUUGCAAGAAAAAGUAUGUGAACCCCUUGGAAUGAUAUGGAUUUCUGCACAAAUUGGUCAUAAAAGUGAUCUGAUCAUAAUCUAAGUCAAAACAAUAAACAAUCAAAGUCUGCUUAAACUAAUAACACACAAAGAAUGAAAUGUUGCCAUGUUUUUAUUGAACACACCAUGUAAACAUUCACAGUGCAGGUGGAAAAAGUAUGUGAACCCCUAGACUAAUGACAUCUCCAAGAGCUAAUUGGGGUGAGAUGUCAGCCAACUGGAGUCCAAUCAAUGAGAUGAGAUUGGAGGUGUUGGUUACAGCUGCCCUGCCCUAUAAAAAAACACACACCAGUUCUGGGUUUGCUUUUCACAAGAAGCAUUGCCUGAUGUGAAUGAUGCCUCACACAAAAGAGCUCUCAGAAGACCUACGAUUAAGAAUUGUUGACUUGCAUAAAGCUGGAAUGGGUUAUAAAAGUAUCUCCAAAAGCCUUGCUGUUCAUCAGUCCACGGUAAGACAAAUUGUCUAUAAAUGGAGAAAGUUCAGCACUGCUGCUACUCUCCCUAGGAAUGGCCGUCCUGUAAAGAUGACUGCAAGAGCACAGCGCAGACUGCUCAAUGAGGUGAAGAAGAAUCCUAGAGUGUCAGUUAAAGACUUACAAAAGUCACUGGCAAAUGCUAACAUCCCUGUUAGCGAAUCUACAAUACGUAAAACACUAAACAAGAAUGGAUUUCAUGGGAGGAUACCACAGAGGAAGCCACUGCUGUCCAAACAAAACAUUGCUGCACGUUUACAGUUUGCACAAGAGCACCUGGAUGUUCCACAGCAGUACUUGCAAAAUAUUCUGUGGACAGAUGAAACCAAAGUUGAGUUGUUUGGAAGAAACACACAACACUAUGUGUGGCGAAAAAAAGGCACAGCACACCAACAUCAAAACCUCAUCCCAACUGUGAAGUAUGCUGGUGGGGGCAUCAUGGUUUGGGGCUGCUUUGCUGCGUCAGGGCCUGGACGGAUUGCUAUCAUCGAAGGAAAAAUGAAUUCCCAAGUUUAUCAAGACAUUUUUCAGGAGAACUUAAGGCCAUCCGUCUACCAACUGAAGCUCAACAGAAGAUGGGUGUGGCAACAGGACAAUGACCCAAAGCAUAGAAGUAAAUCAACAACAGAAUGGCUUAAACAGAAGAAAAUACACCUUCUGAAGUGGCCCAGUCAGAGUCCUGACCUCAACCUGAUUCAGAUGCUUUGGCAUGACCUCAAGAAAGCGAUUCACACCAGACAUCCCAAGAAUAUUGCUGAACUGAAACAGUUCUGUAAAGAGGAAUGGUCAAGAAUUACUCCUGACCGUUGUGCACGUCUUAUCUGCAACUACAGGAAAUGUUUGGUUGAAGUUAUUGCUGCCAAAGGAGGUUCAACCAGUUAUUAAAUCCAAGGGUUCACAUACUUUUUCCACCUGCACUGUGAAUAUUUACACGGUGUGUUCAAUAAAAACAUGGCAAUAUUUCAUUCUUUGUGUGUUAUUAGUUUAACCCCUUAAGGACACAGCUUCAGAAGCUUGACUUACGCUUAAUGACACAAGCAAUUUUUGCAUUUUCUUGCUGUUUGCGUUCAACUGCAAUUUGAAGCUUGACUUACGCUUAAUGACACAAGCAAUUUUUGCAUUUUCUUGCUGUUUGCGUUCAACUGCAAUUUGCAUCUCUCUCAUUUAUUGCACCGACACAUAUUAUAUACUGUUUUUUAAAGGACAGAAAGGGCUUUAAUUUGAUAUAACAUAUAUAUAUAUAAAUGCUUACUUAUUAUAAAAAAAAUACAGAAAAAUGCAAAAAAAAUGAAAAACAUUGUUUUUUUUUACAGUUUUUGCAAUAAUAAUGUGUGCAUAAUUAGUGCAGGUUAAGGAAAGUAAUUAAAAAUAAAUUUAUUUAUUUGUUCUGAUUUACAGAAUAUAUAAUGUGUCUGGGAUUUUAAGUUUUUUUUGGUAGUUACAGGUCACAAAGCACAAGGAGUAAAAUAAACUUUUAAUGUGGAGCGAUUUUAGAAUUUGGUAUGUUUGUCUUGUAAGCUUAAUAGCCAUAAAAGAAAACAAAAUUGCCACACAAAAGUAUAUAUUUAUAUAAAGUAGACAUCACGGGCUAUUUACCUAAGGUUGUUUUGACACUUUCUACGUAGCCAUUUCACCGCCAACCUCUGCUAAAUAUUGGAGUAAAAUUGUGUUCUUUUUGGUUUUUGGCACACAAACUUAUAACAGAGAAAUUCUCGUGUAUAUUUUGUAAAGUUGGUGUGUGCUAUUCCUGUACAAAGUUUUAUUUUGUGUUCAGUUACAUCUGCUGAGUAAAAUGACACCCCCAUUGUAUGUCUUUUGCACUAUUUCGUGAAGUUACAGUGCCAUACAGGAUACCUGUCCUUUUCAGUAUUCACAGUAGAAUUUUGAGAGAUGGAUUUAAUGAGCCUUAGCUUCCAUUUUGGGGUAUUAUAACAGUUUGACUGUUCAAAAAACCCCCACAAAGGCCUACCAUUUGUAAAAGUAGACACUCCAGGGUAUCUUAUAAGGUGCAUAUUGUGCCUUAACAUGCCCCCAUUUUUUCACCAAUAUAUGCCAAAGUAUGUGGUAAAAAAUAAUUUUGUGCAUUUUUUACAUACGGAUUGCAUUUUUGCUGGGCGUUUUGUAUAUUUCAUAUGUGCCACUAAGUUCAAACCCCCCAAAUUAUGCUCAGCUAAGUCUUCUGAGUAAAAUGACACCCCAUAUGAAUGUCUUUGGCACUAUUUCGUGAAGCUACAGUGCCAUAUAGGAGACCAAGCCAUAUCCGUUUUUACCAAACUUUGAAUUUUGACGCUGGGCCUAUGUGCAAUUUCCAAGCAUCUUCGCAGGUUUUAAAUUCAAACUACCCCACAAAGGCCUACCAUUUCUUAAAGUAGACACCCCAGGGUGUUUCAAAAGGUAUAGUUUGAACCUUAGCAUGGGAUCAUUUUUCCGCUAGCUUGUACCAGAUGUAGUGGUAAUAAGCGUUUUUUCUGCCUUUUGACAUACAAAGUGAGUUUGCACAGUAUAUUUUGCAAACCUUAUGUGUGCUACGACUGUAUAAUACUUCAUAUGUUGCUCAGCUAUGUCGGCUGAGUACAGCAAUACCCCGUAUGUACCUUUGCCAGGUAUGUGUGGACAUCGGAGGGGCACAUUUGGGACACAGCCAUUCCAGUUUUUUUCAAACUUUGAAUUUUUAUGCUGUGCCUAUGUCCCAUUUUAGAGUAUUUUACCAGGCUAUAUAAUCCAAAUUCCCCAUAAAGCCAUACCAUUUCUUAAAGAAGACAUCCCAGGGUAUUUCAAAAGGCAUAUUUUGAACCUUAGCGUGGGAUCAUUUUUCCGCUAGCUUGUACCAAGUGUAGUGGUAAUAAGCAUUUUUUCUGCCUUUUUGACAUACAAAGUGAGUUUGCGCAGCAUAUUUUGCAAACCUUAUGUGUGCUGUGACUGUAUAAUACUUCAUAUGUUGCUCAGCUAUGUCGGCUGAGUACAGCAAUACCCCCGUAUGUACCUUUGCCAGGUAUAUGUGGAUGUUGAAGGGGCGCAUUUGAGACGCAGCCAUUCAGUUUUUUUCUAACUUUGAAGUUUUACGCUGUGUCCAUGUUCCAAUUUGGAGUAGUUUAGACGGUUGGUUAUUGAAACUUCCCCACAAACACAUACUAUUUAUUAAAGAAUACACCCUGGGGUAAUUCAAAAGGCAUAUUUUGAACCUUGGCGUGGGAUAAUUUUUUCUCUAGUUUGCUCCAGGUGUAGUGGUAAUGAGCGUUUUUAAAAUGUAUUUUUUUACUUUUUAUAACUUUUUUACUUUUAAAAACUAGUUUUUAAACUUUUGUUUUGCUUAUAAAUUUUUUUUAAACUUUCCUAAACUUUCUUAAAACUUUUUUACAGAUUUAACAUUUUUCUAAGCUUUUUUUUUUACCGUUAACCCCUAACUAGCAGUACGCAGCAGUAACAGUAAAUUCCCCAUUUUCCCAUAACUCCCACCCACCCCAGCUAGCAAAAUAUAUAGUUAUAAAAUAUUUAAAUUAAUUAAUUAAAUAAAUUGAACCCCUGAGGGUUAAAAAAAUAAAUAAAAGUUAAUCCUCAGGGGUUAAAAAAAAUUAGAUCACAGUAUAAUACUGUGAUCUCUAUUUGAUCGCUGUAGGCAGUGAUCGACUGUCAGGGAAGGGGUUAAUUUUUAUUUGGACUAGGUAAAGUGUGUUUUUUUUUUGUUUUUUUUACUUAAAUGUUAUUAAAAAAAAUUUUAAACUUAAUUUUUAACUUUUAAAAGUUUCUUUUAAAACUUUUUUUAACGUUAACCCCUAGUUAGCCUAACGCCAAAUCCCCCAAUUCCCCACUAACUUCCACCCACCCCAGCUAUCUAAAUACAUAAUUAAAAAUAAUUUAAUUAAUUUAAUUAAUUUAACCCCUGAGGGUAAAAAAAAAAAAAAGAAUUAACCCUCAGGGGUUAAAAAAAAAAAUCAGAUCAUAGUAAAAUGUAAUCCCUGCCAAUUGAUCACUGUAGUCCGUGAUCAAUUGGCAGGGAAGGGGUUAAUUUUUUAUUAAAAUGGGUAAGGGGGGGGGACUUUAAAUAAACUUUAUUUUUUUUUUUUACAGCAGGGGGCAGGAUCAGCACUGAUCCGGCUCCCUGCACUUCACACAGAACCCGGAAGUGCAGGGAGCCGGUAGGUGAGUAUAGAGAGCACAUGUGCUCGCUCAGACUUGUGGUCAGAGCGAGCACAUGUGCUGGGCAGCUUGACCGGGUGCUCCCGGUAUGCCUCCAAUGCAGAGGCAUACCGGGAGCACCAUUAACCCCGCGAUCGCCGCGAUAGCGGCGAUCCGGGGUUAAUUUUACCGCGUGACGGACAAAGUCCGUCACCCGUCGUUAAGGGUCUCCCCUGUGUGACGGACCUCGUCAGUCACCCGUCCUGAAGGGGUUAAGUAGACUUUGUUUUUGUUUAUUGUUGUGACUUAGAUGAUGAUCAGAUCACAUUUUAUGACCAAUUUGUGCAGAAAUCCAUAUCAUUCCAAAGGGUGCACAUACUUUUUCUUGCAACUGUAUAUAUAUAUAUAUUGUGUGUGUGUGUGUGUGUGUGUGUGUGUGUGUGUGUAUAUAGCAUGUUACAGUAUUCUUAUAACAAAAAUAAUUUCCAAUAGAAACCUUGUCAGAUGAAUCAUGGUAUAUUAAUGUUCACAAUCUCAUUAAAAUCUCAGAUAAGUAAGUACUCAUAUUAAGACACACCACAACCAGUCAAGUGGGUCCUCCAGGAGAAAUACUCCUUUAUCACACACACAACAACUAUUGCCCAGUUAAAACUAUGGACCGCUACUGCAACACUAUAACAGGUCUUCCAGGUAAUACACCAAUUCUGUCAUUACACGGUAAACCUCUCAUGUCAGGUAAAUUCAUAUUUUACAUCAGAAUACUAUUCAUGAGACUUGGACUAAUCCCGUUUAUAUUUGCAGGUCAUUUAUCAGCUGCCUCUAAAAUAGAUAUUCCAGUGCAUAAAAUUAAAAGACAGGGGCACUGGAAAUCUUCUGUUUAUAGUAUAUUCCUCAACCAGAGAACACAAUGUUAAGGCUAUGGCCUGUAAUUGUGGGAGGGAUUACCCGGUCUAUAUAAACUCUAGCAACCCCCUUACCUAGGCCAUUGCUGUUCGUUGCACCCCAUCUACCACUCCCCUCUCUUAUCAAAACCCUGGUGGUCCCACUUUAUUUACAGGCCUACCCAUGCCUUGGUUUUCGGUACACCACAACCGACUUGGGAUCACCACACUUCUGAUGAAGCCCUUUGGGAGAAACGAAUUAAGUGUGGUUUUGUAUUUCAUACUUAAGCCCAUAAUGUUUUUAUUUAUAGAUCUAUAGUAUUUUAUAUACAGUUUUCUGUCUAUAAAGUGAAUUCCUUACACCUUUAUAUUGGAAUUUAUAUUAUUACUUACCUGUACCUGCUGGCUCCCUAGAUCCUGCUUCUCCUAGGUGGGGAUCAUACCACCAAGGCCUCUGACCACUAGAGUUAGUUCUUGCUCUCAAAAUUGUAGAUACCUUCCUCUGAGUUGCUUAUUUUACUUACUUAUUACACUAUUGGAGUUUUCUGUUUUCUCUACAUGCUGUGCUGACCAUACUUGUUCUGGAGAGCACUGACCUUUGUGGACCCAUAUACACCCUUAGAUGGGGACAAAACCGUGCAUCACAGCAGAGCUCUAAUGUUAGCUCCUUAAAGUUUGAUUGGGCCAUCUCUGUGUAUUUUUUUAACGGUUUACUGAACAUACACACUGUACUAUUAGUCAUAUUUUAUUCUUUUUUUUGAGGUUGAUUAUCUUUCUCUCAAAAUUACAAAUCGAUGUAUGUAUAUAUGUAUAUUUGCACUAUCAGCACUUUAUGAUCGUGUGUCUGCAGAGAUAACAUGCAUUUUCUUCACUGUAAAAAUGUUAUAAAAUAGACAGACAGAGUUCAGAAAGUCCUUUAAUUUAAGUUUUUUUCCAAUCAUGAGUGAUUAACCUAUUAAACUGGAGAAAGUUCACCUUGCAAUAAUUUCAUCAUUAUCGAUGUAUCCCUAAUGGUAUAUAACAAAAUCAUACAAAAUUAAGUGCUGCUAUCAAACUCCUAGUACUUCUGGCGGGCAGUAAUGAUUAUAGUACAUAUUAGCCCCAAUACAUACAAUAAUAUAUAUAUAUAUAUAUUAAGUGACCAUUGAAGUAAUACUAAAUAACCUCCAGUUAUUUAAAUGUGCAUAUGAAUUUGGGACAGUGCGCAAGUACACAUUUUUUUUUUUUUUUUUAUGUAACAAAAUCAGUUCUGGCAUAACUGUUAAUCGAAUCUGAAAAGUUCUUAUUCUAAAUUUUAAAUCUUCAUCUUGUUGCAAAUAUAAAGGAUUAUAACAACCAAUAAGAAUGAGUCUACUUUUAAAAACUUUGAUUUAAAGUCCUUUCUGAUUUGCAUACUUGUCCAGUGCUAGGGUGGAGAAUAUGUCACAUUCUGCUGUCCUUUUGUUAGGUUUGUUUUUCCAAUGCACUGCGUUAUUACAUGUAUUAAUUCAGAGCAGCCUAUAUUCUAAACACGUUUCUCACCUUACGUUUUAACACCUGGUUGAUCAGGGUAAUUUAUUUAUUUAUUUAUUUAUUUAUUUUUAAGCCUUGGGUCAGGACUCAAAAAUGAUUGUUAUUUUAGCGUGUAAGUGGUAAGGAGCUUGUCAUAUUUAUCAGACAUCAGGUAUGUGCUUACAAUAAAAAGUUUACUUUGUCAAGUUCAGUAGAGACCUAUUUCAGUAUUAAUUAUAUUACAGUUGAAGAACAGGUCAUUAAGCUAAUUAUGAAGUUUAACUAUUUUGUUUAGAAGUUAAACUCCAUCUCCCCGGUAAUGGUAUAAGAUGCUAGACUAAAAUGUCACCCUUUUCUUGGAAUACCAUGCUUCCCGACAUUUCCGAUGGACUAAGAGGGACACUUCAAUCAUGUUAGGGGGUGAAUGGUGGUGUGACUAGGAGCAGGCCUGUUCUCAGAUAUUUUAGGUAACGUACUGAUAAUUUAUACAACUAAAAUGUAAUUUAGAACAAGAACAAUGUAUCCUGUAUACACAGACUGAUUUAUGAAGACAUUUAUUGUAGUUUAAAGACACAUUACUGUUAGUAUUAUUACCGUGGAGCUCUGUCACACACUCAGACACACUAAGAAUAUGGAGCUACUUGAAAGAGGAACAUUAGUAUAGAAAAGAGGAACACAGGAAUCUGGUCCCAAAAUAGGGACAGUUAGCAGGUAUGGAGUCCAUUCCUGCCACAUGGAACACCUCAGAUGUUAAUCACACUUUUUCUAUUCACUUCCUUACCAAACCUAGAAAAAAAUAUCCACUAUGGAAUUCAUUAGGAAACAGAUUCAGUUUGUGGAUGAUGGGAGGUAUUACAUUUUGGCUUUAUCAAUCAGCAAAAUUGAUUUGUCAAACUGCUUCAUGAUCUCUUCAUAUCAGACUGGAAUAUGGCAUUUAUUGCCUUGCAACUACAAAACAAUGUUGGCAAAAUGACACAUACUGCUGGCGAGAUGGCACCCUGACAAAUUGUGGUGUUAUGUUGGCUGCCUGUCAUAUCCUGGUGGGAAGGUGACAUCCUCUCACGUGCUAUCUAUGGCGGAUAGGAAACCCCUCUUCAAAAGGGUUCAUGGCAUAUGAUCAGACCUCGGCACUUGAUGACAUUAUAUUUUAAUGCGUUAUUACAUGAUGCAUAAAAUAGAAGGUAUGUGGGUUAGUGUGCCCCAUUGUUUACCGUUAUUUAUUUAUUUUAAAGCCCUGAGCACUUUUCUAUUAUUUUAACUACCUGUUCAUUUGAUAUGAAAUUCACAACCUGGAAAGCUGUUGUAUCACACUUACACUAUAAAAAUAUAUACAUGUUAAUUUUUGGGGAGAGUCAAUGCUUUGGUUCAGUCUUGAGAGAUGUGACUGGGGCUGUAUACACAAAGUGAUUUAACUCAUAAAUAGCAGAGAAUUGAGCAUUGAGACUACAGUACGUAUACACCGAAACCAUUGUUUUAAGUUGACGUUGUUUUAUUGCUUAGAGGGUCCCUUUAAAAGGGAUAAUUUUAAGGAGGAUGCGAUAUUUGUGAAUUAUAUGUUCAUAUUUUUUAUUCAGAGUAAUGAUUUUGGAGAUAAUUUAUUUUAUUUAAUAGUCCAUAAUUAUGAACUACCGUAGCUAACAUCCGCAUAUAUUCUGCCUCAUGAGUUCCUGUGCUUUUGGCAAAUGCUGUAGAGUAAUUCAUUUACUCAUUCUGGUAUUCUAUAAUUUAUCUUAUAUUUUUCUUUUCCCACUUUUUUAAAAAUAUUUUUUGCUAUCCUCUGAGACAUCGGGCUAAAGUUGGAUUUGAUAAAUGUUUGCUUUUGCCUCGUAGUGGCUUUGUACUUCUAAAACAGUAUUUGACACUUCUCUUUAUUACAAAGUGAAGGGUUUAAAUGUGAAAACAAUCUAUUAUUUUGUUUUCUAUUUAUUAUGAUGUCUUGAGGGUUCUAUCUUUCUGUCUUUCUUUUUUUUUUUUUUUUUUUACUUUGUGUUUCCCAUUCCAGCCCUCUAAGUUCCCAAUCAAUCUGUGAUUGCAUGCUUUCCAAGUGCCCCAAUUUCAGUGUGACAGUCCUGAUUGUCUGGUCCUUCCUUGGUGUCCUAUUUUUGGGGACACUGGGAACUGUCAUCAAAACGUUUUGCACAAGCGCAUCAUUAGAUGUGCUUGUGCUGCACUCAGGGUACUAGGACAUUGCUCCCUGCAAAUCCUGCGCUCCUUGAUUGGCAGGCAGCCUGGCAUGCAUUCAGGCCAGGCUAACCUCCCAGUAAUUCAAGCAGACCCAGAGGGUCUGCCCACUUUGGGCAGAGCCAGUAACACAAUCCUGUCACUAGCCUGUCCCUUUACCCACCUCGCUUCUCAGGACGCCAAUGUUGGGGGUUAUGUGAUCUGAUUCAUCUGGAUCAUUGUUUAGCAGUGAGAUCUGGGUUGGAUUCCACUAAGUAAUCUGUCUACUUGUUAGAAGCUAGGAGUAUUCUUACAGGAUCACUAUAGUGUCAGGAAAACAAACUCGUUUUCCUGACACUAUAUAACUCUUAGGUCCCCCCCACCCUUAGGGCCGAAGUUACUUACUUUAAUCCAUAAUUUAAUCCAUAAUUGAGCCCGGCGCUGGUGACCUCUCCUCCCCCGCCAUCAGCUCCUGAGUGGAGCGGAAUGCGUAUGCACAGCAAGAACCGCACGCGCAUUCAAACAGUCCAUAGGAAAGCAUUUCUCAAUGCUUUCCUAUGGACGUUCUGCACGCUGAAUGCGAUUUUCGCAUCGCAGAAGCGCCUGUAGCGGCUGUCAGGAAGACAGCCAGUAGAGGCUGAAUUAACCUUUCUCUGCUAUGUUUACAUCUGAAGGGUUAAAACCUGUGGGACCUGGCACCCAGAUCACUUACUUGAGCUGAAGUGGUCUGGAUUACUCUAGUGUCCCUUUAAACAUUUUAAAUUUUUAGAAGAAUAAAUUCUACAAAGUUAGGAUCGUACAAUGCAAAUGUCUAUACACUUGUUUCUUACAUUAGCUUUUUUUUUUUUUUUUUUAUUCAAAUGUAAUAGAUUAAGAUAAGGAUAUUUACAGAAGUUUUGAGAAUAUUUGAUUUCUGUCCUGGAAGUCACUAUAGAGUUCAUUUAAGUGCACCUAGUGUUGACAAUGAGAGGAGUUACAUUGCUGUAAAUUAAAAUACAUUUAAAUGUAUCUGUUAUUGGAACACUUUACGCAUUAUGGGUGAUUUGGGUAAUGAUGCAACUCAGCAUUUUAACAUUUUUGUUUUCUGUCUACCAAGACUUUUGUGUAAAUAUAUUUUUAUUUGACUUUUUCAACAUUUUCAUAAAGUGAACCAACAGUGUGGACACACAGGUCCAGUCAUUUACAAUUUCCGUUUUUCUGGGGAUACGGUGUUACCUUGUACACUGUAGUGGCAUACAAGUCACUUUUGAGCUUUUGUGGUUCUUUUUCAGUGGACUCGCAGGUCCUUUCGCAUAUACAAUAAGACAGGCAUAGCUCUAUAGUUCCCAGUGUGUUUACCAUGUCUGGUUCUAGUAGUCUUAAUGGGAGUCUUCGUUGGUGUCUUGUGUGCUAUGGGUAGGUGUCGUUUACUGUGAGGGGGGGGGAGAGGUGGUGUGGUCUCCCUUCUGAGGUCUGCUGGCAUUGAUAACUGUAUUUAACAGUCUAUGUCUUGUGAUCGGUUAUUGUUGUCUGCCUACCUCUUGUAUGUGGUAACCUUCUCUGCGGCCCUACCAAGACUUUUAGGAAGACACAGCAUUAUCUUCUCCAUUUUUGUUGUUGGUGUAUUUCUUUUUUAAUUCAAUGUGAAGGGAAUAAUUUCUAAAUAUUGCUGAUUACCUACCGCAUGUUAAAUUUAUGGAUGAAAGAACAAGUGUACUCGAUGCACUGGGUGUUAAGGUCUUUUGUGCAAUUUCUUUCACAUAUGUAAAUUCAUUUGUUUGCCUAAAAAUACCUAAACGUAGAAUGGGGUUGUGCAUAAAUAAGCAUUCAUAUACCCCCCACUCCCCAGCCCCCGGGUGACUACCCCCUGCGACACUUGGUAUAAGGUGUACAGGGCGUCUACUUUGCGCGGGGUAUGUGACUCCACGGAUAUUGCUGAUCAUAACAUACUCCACAUGUCUCAACUUGUGUGACCUAAGGAAAUAAUGCCUAGUGCAUGAAUACUGGUAUAUAUGGCACUAAUGUGUUUAUUUGUCUAUUCAGUUCCCCCUGGAUCAUUUCUAAUGAUACGCUGGACAUUCUUGUACUAUUUUGUACUAUUCCGUACUUAUUGCUGUGUACUUAUAUUCUGACUAUGAAUCUUCAAUAAAAAUAAAUUGAAUAAAUUUUUUCACGUUUCUAAAACUUGAUGAUAUUUCAGUUAUAGACUGUUGCUCUAUAGUUUGUAUUAUUAUAUAUAAUUACAGCUCAUUUAAACAUUGUAUGCAAUCAUCAUCAAAAAAAAAAAAAAAAACACCCGUCCAUCCACCCAUCUUAUAGGAUAAGUACAUUUACUCACCAACAGCAGUUCCACUAGUCUCAUAUGAUGGAACUUCAUUUAGUUUACACAUAGCCCUGUUUACAGCAUAGUGACCCUAGUCGACUGACCUGCAUACCUCACAUGUGAAAUAUGCACCUUCUCUCUUGUCAUUGGAUAGAGAGAGAUUAGUCCAAAUUGUGUCAAUAGCCACAAUAACAACUUGGCCAAAACUAAAGAGUUACUCAUGCAUCAUAACAACCACACUCCACUAUAGUGGUUAUUAUGCCAGGAGAAUCCUGGCACCACACCUCGGCAAGGGGACAAAUCUCUUACUUGCGUCCUGCUGGUUGUAGAGCCUCCAGUAAUGCCAGGUGAGCUGCAUUAGGCUUCUUCAGGGCUGGAUGCCAAUACCGAUCAUUCAUUGGCUGAGCCCACUCUCAUUAGCCAGCAUGGGGCUCCUUCCUGGCUGGAUAAUGAUGGAACUGCCUGAGAUGGGAUUACACCACCAGCACUCUAACUUUCUUUGUAGGUGCAAUGUUUCAGACUGAAAUGCGGCACACAUAGAUCCUUGUACCAUGACCACUUGAAAACACUGACGUAGUGCUUGACGUAUAGCAUUCUGGCCAUCUGACUAACAGCUCUGGGGGGUUAGAUUAUAGCUGGAAAGAUGUUUAAAAUCACUGCGAUUCUAAGCCAAUUUUCAGAGCUUAGAUUGAGUACUCUCUGCAAAGUUGUUAUGGUGCUUCGUCACCCUUUAAGCUUACUUGCUGCAUAGCACUUUAUAUCACUUUUAUAAAGUGUCAAGGUUGUUUUAAUAGUGAUAAAGUGCAGUUACAGGUUAAAUGGACGUUAAAUAAGCAAACAAAAGUAUGUGAGGCAUGGAGUAAAGCUUGUUAGCUUGCCUCUAUGAGUUGGUGACCACACGGGAACACCUCAAACAAGCUUUAGCUCUUCACACAUAUGUUUCUUAUCUUGAUAAAAUAGCCAUAUUGCACUAUUCAUUGUUCACAUAGGUUUUGAAGCCUGCCUCUCUUGUUCUCACUGCACAGUUAUCUAUGGCAAAUGCAUUCAUCAGCAGAAUAUGGUCUGCGGCUUUUGACAAAAAAAAAAAGAAAAUAUUAUAAAUCUUUUUCUUCCCUCCCCCCUUUUGGAUAUCUAUAACAGAUAGAAAUGACUGGAAUUUAGGAAUCUCUUGCCAGAUGGAUUAUAUGGUUGUCAUGGAAACAGAGUUGGGCCAUAAAUAUGGCCCUGCCUAUGGUGCCUCUGUCACAUUCAAGCAGCCUUUAAAAAUUAUAUUUAACCCUUUAUGGAUGCAGAAGAAGACCUUGUAUAAUUUUUGUUAUUAGAUCUGUGCCAAAAUCUGUAAUGUGUGAGUCAUCCUUUGCACACACACACACACUACAAAUACAUGUUCAAUCAACCUGGCCGAAGACCACUGCAUACAUGCAUAAACAUAGAGGGGAACUGGCACCACAUAUCAACACAAACACACUGUAGAGGGUCACAGUAUUACACUGUGUGCAGAGUACUAAACACAUCAAUGGAUCACCUUCUGAGAGCCACUGUAUAGACACACUGGAAGGGUUAGCUCAGACAGAGAGCUUCCGAACAGAGCCUGGCAGACCGUUAUAAAACAGUUUGUCUACUUACAGUGGGGCUGCUACAGGGUAUUCCCUGCACCAUAACCACUACAUGGUGCUCUGUCCAUGUAAGCCAAGUUACAGCAAAGAUGUAUACACACUUAUGAGAUGAAGUGGUCUGGGUGUCUAUGGAGUCCCUUGAGGUUACAAAACUGCAUGGAGAUGAAGUGAUCUGGGUGCCUUUUGUGGUUAUUUAACAUUUGGUUAUAAAAUAUGUUUGUGGAAAUGUUGACCAGAAUAUGCCCCAGUAGCUAUUAAACAAAAACAGUUAAGUUGCACACACCAAGAAAAAGUGUCAAAAUUGUGUUCAGAUUGGAGAUGUGGGUUUAAAAACAAAAAUCACUUUUUAAGCUUUACUAUAACACUCACUGGCUUGGACACCAUUAAUUUUCCGCACUCCCUUCGCCAACUCCCCUCUUUAAGCAGUGCAUAUCAGGCUCUUGUUAAAGGUCAAAACAGUUGGACAUGCUGACUUCUAGGAUACAGAACAACAACGACUAGAGGGAAGAUAAUUAAAGGACCACUAUAGGCACCCAGACCACUUCAGCUUAAUGAAGUGGUCUGGGUGCCAGGUCCAGCUAGGGUUAACCCUUAUUUUUAUAAACAUAGCAGUUUCAGAGAAACUGAUAUGUUUAUGUUUGGGGUAAUCCAGCCUCCAGUGGCUGUCUCUUGACAGCCGCUAGAGGCGCUUGCGUGCUUCUCACUGUGAAAAUCACAGUAAGAAGACGCCAGUGUCCAUAGGAAAGCAUUCACAAUGGCUGAAUGCGCGCGCAGCUCUUGCCGCACAUGCACAUUCAGCAGAAAAGGAGAAGAGGGAGGAGAGGAGGAGGAGAGCUCCCUGCCCGGCGCUGGAGAAAGAGGUAAGUUUAACCCCUUCCUCUCCAUCCAGCCCGGCGGGAGGGGAACCCUGAGGGUGGGGGUACCCUCAGGGCACUAGAGUGCCAGAAAAACUAGUAUUUUUUCCUGGCACUAUAGUGGUCUUUUAACAUUACCUCUGAUUAAAUGACUAGGGAAAUUUCAGCACUGCAAAGUAGGAUAUAUUAAUAUUUGCUAUAACCUGCCAAAUGGCAGGUUUAAAAUGGGAAAGAAGUAGGUAUAUCUAUGACGCAGUUGGUUUUCCAGAUAAGGCAGGAGUAUAAAGGCCAGGAGUGUCAUUGCGAAAGUCUUAUACGCUAAGUGCUGCUGAAGUGUUUGGUAUGAGCCUGUAUUCCCUGUAUUUUAUUAGAAAUGCGCACAAGUGCAUUUUAACAUAGAGUGGUUGUUUGUGAGGUGAUCAGGAGGACUUUUAAGAAAUGUAUGUGUCACAAAAAAUAGUGCGUGAUUUUUAACCGUUUGUGUGCUAUGCUACAAUAUACCAAAAGUUAAUAUUUCAUGAUUUUACUUUUAAAUAUCAAAACCUUGCCAUUAGUAAGAAUUUUAUCUAUUCCUUUUUAAUUUUUGUUCAUUAUUCAUUCAAUUUUUUUUGUACUGAAAUUAGUUUUCUUUUUGUUAUUGUUUUGCUUUCUUGCUAUUACUUAAAAUGUAAUUUCCAAAAAGACCUUUUCCUUCGAUGUAUUAUGCACUAGUCUGUGCCGUCACACGAGAGCUAAUGUUGUUUUAUUUGUGUCGUCCUUUUAGGUUGAAACCGAUGAGUCGCAAAGUGAUCAUGGAUAUGUUUUCUGAUCAGAAUUUCCAGUCAAAUGGCAGCAAUGGAACGUAACACACUGUGCGACGUACUAACAUGCUUUGAGAAAGUCUUUUGCUUUCACAAUAAUGUUUUUUUCAGCAAUGCCAGCUCAUCCCGUCACCUCUUAUAGCACACAUAUGGUCUACGAAAAUGGUUACACAAACCUAACAACGCCUCAGCCUACAUUUCGUGGUAACUUGGAUCUACUGCCAAAGUAUAGUCCAGUUGCCAUGACUACAACUGAGAUUAGUCCUUUACAAGUGAAUGCUUCUACAACUCCAUCAGCGCAAGAUGUAGCCAGCACUUUGAGUUUACCCCUUCAGAUCAUACUUUCUUCUGUAAUGAUAAUUAUACUUUUACUUUCCUUCCUUGGGAACUUUGUAGUGUGUCUCAUGGUCUACCAGAAAGCUGCUAUGCGAUCUGCGAUUAACAUAUUGCUUGCCAGCCUGGCUUUUGCCGACUUGUUGCUUUCUAUCCUGAACAUGCCCUUUGCUUUAGUGACCAUUAUCAUCACCGAAUGGAUUUUUGGUGAUAUUUUCUGCAGAGUUUCCGCCAUGUUCUUCUGGUUGUUUGUGAUGGAAGGUGUUGCCAUCUUGCUCAUAAUAAGCAUAGACCGAUUUCUCAUCAUUGUUCAAAAACAAGACAAACUAAAUCCUUACCGCGCAAAGAUUCUCAUUGUGAUUUCAUGGGCCACCUCUUUGUGUGUAGCCUUUCCACUAGCCAUUGGGAACCCACCCUUACAAAUACCCUCCCGAGCACCCCAGUGUGUAUUCGGCUACACCACGAAUGCUGGUUACAAAGCUUAUGUGAUUCUAUUGGUUUUAAUUUUCUUCUUUAUUCCUUUCAUGGUGAUGCUGUAUGCUUUCAUGGGCAUAUUAAACACUGUGCGCCACAAUGCAGUUCGUAUACAUAGCCAUCCAGACAGCAUAUGCCUCAGCCAGGCUAGCAAGUUAGGUCUUAUGAGCCUCCAACGGCCUUUUCAAAUGAACAUUGACAUCAGCUUUAAAACUCGUGCCUUCACUACCAUUUUAAUUUUGUUUGUAGUCUUUAUAGUCUGCUGGGCACCCUUCACUACUUACAGCCUUGUUGCUACAUUUAACAGUAACUUCUAUAACAAGCACAACUUUUUUGAGAUUAGCACAUGGCUGCUUUGGCUAUGCUACCUCAAGUCUGCACUAAAUCCAAUAAUCUACUAUUGGAGAAUAAAAAAAUUCCGUGAUGCAUGCUUGGAUCUCAUGCCCAAGUACUUUAAGUUUUUACCACAAUUACCUGGUCACACAAAGAGACGAAUCCGGCCUAGUGCCAUAUACGUAUGUGGAGAACACAGAUCUGUAGUAUGAAAAUAUUUAGAAGUUCAUUCUUAAGGGGACUGCCAUGAACUUUACCAUUUGUAUAUGAACUAUUUCCUCUGUGCAAAACGUGAUGAAUAAAAAUCUCUGCCAGGAAGCAAUGUAAAUUUAAAAAAAACAAAAAAACAUGUUACCUCUAGGAUUUAAGGAAAAUCCUUAUUUGAGAAAUACGUUGUCAGGUUUAUGCUUACCAGACCUGUCUUUCCUGUAAUCACAGGCACUUUGUAUGCUGCUAAAAUUUGGUGGAUGUGUUAUUUUGUUUUCUUCUGAAUCAAAUGUUUUGCUGCUUUUUGCUAUAAUAGUUGAGCCAAAAAAGUCAUGUAGCUGAGAUUUACAGGAGAUAUAUAUAUAAAAUUAUUAUUUUAUUUUUUUCUUUAAAGUAUUUCUUCAACAUUGAUAGUGGUGAGUUGAUCAGUCAGCCCAUCGAUACUGAUGUCAUAAACUCAGUUUCUUCACAUUUGGAUUAACUACAAUUAUAUCCAAAGAUUUAUUGGAGUUGUAGCUCUUCCACAGGCUAGAGAAGGGAAUACUUAAACUUUACCAACUGCUUUAAUUCUUUUUUGUGUGUGUGUGUGUAUAGAGUUCCACAAUAUUCUGAAAUUCGACUUCGAGUAUAUCCAGUUUCUUUUACAUUACUUCAGGAUAAGUAAAAUGUUUUGUGCACUUUAAAAGAGUUUAUAAAAAUAUAUAUUUUUUCUUUUAAUGUUUUAGAGCAGAGGAAACUAUUAAAACUGAAGAACAUAAUUUUUGAUACAUAAAUGUAAUUAUAUCAACAGAUGUACAGCUCUGUGGUGGGUUUAUGUGCAAUCUAAAAUUGCAGACAUUAUAAUCAGGGCAUGUGCUAUGUCUGUCUAUCUAGCUAUCUAUCCAUCCACACACACAUGUAUAUAUUCUUUUGUAAAUGGGAAGAUCUUUGGUGUCCACAAUAUAUUUUCCUGGAAUAAUAUUUUCCGAUUUAUUUCACACCAAGCAGGUAAUGAAGUUCUAAAUUCCACAAGUUAUGUCAUAUAUUUUUGGCCAGAAGUGGCAUUCUCUCAAGAAAUCUAGUAUGCAUUUACUUUAACAUUCAUUAGCAGGUUAUCCCCCGUGCAAUAUAAAGCACUGUUAGAAGGACAGCAUGGAUUUACAAGACUCUGUGCCUUUCUUUCACCUUAUGCUUACUGACACAUAAACGUUCAAUUGCAAACCUAACUUCCUUAACCCAAUUUUUAUCUUUGGGAACUCUAGUCUGGUGGCAGUAGGGUAAGUAUCAAACCCAAAUGUCUGUGCCUUAUUUUGUUCACUCACAAUUAGAAAGGAGAAAAUGUUGGCUAAUACAUAUGUCUCCUUCCGUGUCUGGCAUACAUACGUAUCACAUCGCUUGGUACCACCUUUUCACAUCGUUAUCCUUUAAUUCAGGAAUGCCCAAAAGGUAUAUCCCCUGAUUUUGUAGAACUACAACUCCUGUGGUGCUUUGCAUCUAUUUGGAACGCAUUUUGAAUGGCAAAGCAUCAUGGAAGCUGUAGUUUUUAAAUGUAUGGGGAUCUACCUUGUGGACACACUGAUUUACUAUUAUGUCAGCAUUAUUGGGCUCACAUUUUCAUCCACAUAUUUUUGGAGUCUUGUCCAUCUCUGCAAAGUUUUCUUCUACAUAUCACUGUUUAAAUAUAUUUAAUUUUUUAUCCUACUAUGUCGACAUAUAAAGAGUAGCGGAAAAUAAAGCCAAGGGUUGCUUGCAAAAGAAGGGAAACAGGAAUGUAGCAGAGGAAGCCAAAAAAUACCUGGACAGCUGACAAGUACUCACAACACAACUAGUCUGUCAUCAACUUGUGAAACAUUGCAGGCCAGUUAAAUGCUCAGUAAUACCCAUAGCCCAAUUACCUAGAUACUUUUGUUCAGAUUAGGAAUAUCCCUACAUAAAAUGCACUUCUGCUGAUUUACAAAAUUUAAAAGUUUCUUUAACAGAGAAAAUAUAGUUCAGGCUACAUUUAUAAGUGCAUGUUCUCAGAUCAUGCAUAUUUUCAUUAAAGAGACACUAUAGUCACCAAAACAACUUUAACUUGAUAAAACAGUUUUUGGUGUAUAGACCAUGUCCUUGCAGUCGUAUUGCAAAAUGUUGUGCUAUAUAGGAGUUAAAUCACUUAAUGCAUGCCUAGUUACACCUCCUUGCAUGUGACUUGCACAGCCUUCCUAAACACUCAUGUACCCAGAACAUACUUGAAAAUGAGAGAAAUCUCAAUGUAUCCUUCCUGGUAAAACAUUUUAUUAAAAAAAAAAAAAAGAGUUCUCUAAUGUUUACACUUCCUUUAAUCUGUUUCUUAUCUCAAUAGCUUGCUAGACCUUGCUAUAUUAAUAGCUUGCUAGACCUUGCUCCUGGGUGCAAUUAAAGUUCAGUUUACAAAGCAGGGGAUAAAGACCUCUAAAGUAAGUUAACACCUGAUUGAAAAUUCAUUUCCCGUGCAGGCUGUGUGAAUCACAGGAAAGGGAAGUUUAGGGAUGCAUGGACAAAAACAAGAGUGAUUUCAAUCCUAAAUGGCAGAUAAUUGAGCAGUGAGAUUUUAGUUUAGAGGCAUGAUCUAUAAAGUUACACUCCCAACUGAAUGUGACUCCUGUUUCUAAAUGCACAAUAUAAAUAUAUAAUGCAUAAAUGCAACAAUAAUUAAAUAAUAGAAAAUAAAACACUACCCAAGGUAUCCACUCUUUAAAAUGCCAGCAUGUGCUUGGUUUCUUGCCUUUACAGCGAUUUCUGUCCAGGCCAGGAAGUAGGUCAGCCAGUAGGAAUGCUUUUAUGCUCUCUAAGCAAGCCUGGAUCUAUCUCAUAAAUCACUGCCCAGCAGCCAAAUAAUGUGCAGACAUCCCACAAUUCUUGGUAUACACCUUAAUGCUAGAGUUUGUGGAAUGACGAUCACAUCAUUUGAAGGUGAAGGGAACUUUCCUUGUGCAGCUGUUCUGCCCAUUGUGUGUGGAGCUGCUGUGUCAGUUUUCAUACCCCACAGUGGAUGAAGGACAGGUAAAUCUGGUAAGUAUUUAGUUUAAUCUAUAUGCAUGCUGGUAAUCUCUCCAGCAUAGUGUGUAGUUUAAAAAUAUAUCACCUGAAUGUAAAAAUUGAUUUUAAUCCCAUAUGCUUUUACUGUGUGUCAUAAAUCCUUGAAAAGUGUUUACAAUAUUUUUUUUAAUACAAUUGUAUUCAAAUAACUAAAAAUUAAUAGAUAGCACAUGGAUCUUGAAGCUUUUAAAUACUACUAGUCCAAUGCGGACAAUCAAUUCUGCUUGUACACACGCUGCUGAUGUAAAAGAAGAAUUAUAUAGAAAUAACUGUGAAAUAUUAGAUAUGUAUGUCUUAAAAUUAGGUGGUGCCCUGAUUAUAAUUUUUUUUUUUUUUUUUCACACCACUGGAUGCUUACUUUGGACAAAG
Molecule: messenger RNA, 49659 nt
Organism: Pelobates cultripes (western spadefoot toad)
Lineage: Eukaryota; Metazoa; Chordata; Amphibia; Anura; Pelobatidae
Source: the annotation of a GenBank genome assembly